Messenger RNA from Podarcis lilfordi (Lilford's wall lizard), 69981 nucleotides. The record is from the annotation of a GenBank genome assembly. NCBI's taxonomy places the organism in Eukaryota, Metazoa, Chordata, Lepidosauria, Squamata, Lacertidae.
GGCGGGCAAGCUGGUUGCCGGGGCAACGAGGAAGCGGCGCGGCCUACUCCGGUGUGUCCGCAGGGCUUACCGCUCCCUCCGUCUCCGCGCUGCUCUGCUCACCUCCUGCUUGGGUGAGUGAGCGCCUCAGUUACCGGGGAGUAAGCGUUACUCGGCGAGGGCUUACUUCUUACGCCUGAAACCCUGGGGCAGAGCAGCUGCCUGUCAGUGUCGGCACUACUGACCUAGAUAGCGCAGUGGGUCUUGGCAUGAGGCAGUUCCACGGGUCCCUGCGUUUCGCUCUCUGAGGCAAGCAAGGCGCUUGGCUCAGCGAUGGCCUGCUUUCUGCCACAAAAGUAAAGCCCCGUUGCUUUGGCUUAGCAGAUUCCAGCCGGGCUGCUGAAGUUUAUUUUCAUUUAUUUCGCCUCCCUGGGAGAACCAGAGGCAAAGGAGAUGAACAUGGGGCCUUGUAUUUUAAUGGUUAUGUGAAGAAGGGAGUGGAUUGGGGCAGGGGCAGUGCUUUUUCUCACCUGUAACUUGCAAAAUAUUCAUAUUAUUUUGUGCAUUUGUGAUUACACUUUUGCCACACUCUUCCUUCAGGAAGCUCUGUGUGCAUAGUUAUCCCUCCCCUUUUUUCGGCCCUGUAUACAGUGAUACCUCGGGUUACAGACGUUUCAAGUUAUAUACACGUCAGGUUACAGACUCCACUAACCCAGAAAUAGUGCUUCAGGUUAAGAACUUUGCUUCAGGAUGAGAACAGAAAUCGUGCUCUGGCGGCGCAGCAGCAGCAAGAGGCCCCAUUAGCUAAAGUGGUGCUUCAGGUUAAGAACAGUUUCAGGUUAAGUACGGACCUCCGGAACGAAUUAAGUACUUAACCCAAGGUACCACUGUACUUGAAGGAGCAUCUCCACCCCCCUCGUCCAGCCCGGACACUGAGGUCCAGCUCCAAGGGCCUUCUGGCGGUUUCCUCACUGUGAGAAGUGAAGUUGCAGGGAACUAGACAGAGGGCCUUCUCAGUAGUGGCGCCUGCCCUGUGGAAUGCCUUGCCAUCAGAUGUCAAGGAAAUAAACAACUAUCUGACUUUUAGAAGACAUCUGAAGUUCAGGGAGGGUUUUGAUGUUGUAUUGUGUUUUACUCUGUUCGAAGCCGCCUUAUUAUUAUUAUUAUUAUUAAUUCUCACAUAAACCCUGAGAUAGUUUAGGCUGAGAGAGAGAGAGAGACUGGGCCAUGAGUUUCAUAGCUGAGAGAGGAUUUGAACCUGGAUCUCCUUGCUUAACACACUAAACUCUACACCAUGUUUAUAAGAUGGGAGGUGAGAUAGGUGAGGCAGCUACCAGCUGCUGCUACUACUGGAUACUUUCCUCCCCUGCUUACAGUACAUAGGAACUUGCCUUACACCAGGGAUGAGGAAACGGUGGCCCUCCAGAUGUUGGGCUACAACUCCCAUCAUCCCUGACCAUGGUCCAUCCUGGCAGGGGCUCAUGGGAACUGGAGUCCAACAAUAUCUGGCGGGCCGCAGGACCCUUGCAGAGUCACACUGUGCUUCCAUCUGGCAUAGUCCUUUCUAUUGUGACCGGUGACUAAUAUGCACAGGUGAGGUAAUCUGUUUUUAGUCCAAUGAGCUUUAUGAAAAUGAGGAUUGGUUCCCUUUUUACUGUAGUAUCCCGCGUCCAUGUUUUACAGCAUGAGGGGAGCUGGUGGGAGUGGCUAUAGUAUACUGUAGAUGGAGUCUUCCUUCCCCCUUAUAUUAUCCCCAAAGCUUGGUGUUUCUGAAAAAUUCAGAGUAAAUCUUCUAAAGCACCUCUUUUUCUUGAUAUGUAGGACAGGAGAGGUAGUAUCUGUUGGUGCCUUGGACUCAGCCCAAUCAAUGUAGUAGGUAACCAUCAUUGUGAGUGUAUAUGCUUCAAAACUCCUGCAGCAGCCACCUUCUAUCUUCUGCCCACAUCAGUGCACUAGCAGCAUCCUUGUGGGUCAGGUGUCAGACUCUGUCCCACAAACAGCUGAUUUUUUUGUGUCCAUGUUAUAGCUGAUUGCUUUUGAAUGUCUUUCCAUGUGCAAAUGCUGUUGUCAGAUUGUGCUGUUGGGUUGGAAUAUUGUACACCUGCCAUUUGAGCUGCCAAAGCAAAACACAAGCAAGGCAGGUCAUACUGGGGAAUUUUCAUCUCAAACUUAUAAUCAGUUUUGUCUGUUUAUAAUCUUUUUAACAGUUUUGUGUGCCAGUCUUGCAAAUCUGUAUUUAAACCAUAGAAGAAUAUGGACCGACAUAUUCCUGUGCAUCCGCUACCUGAGGAAAUACGAAAGGUAUGCUACAGUGAGCAAACUUGGCAGUUUUGCUUUCUGGUAUAUUUUAUUUAUUUUAUUUGUCUGCGGUUUGUUGUCAUGUCCAUAACAGAACUAUUGCCAUAGUUCCAUUAUGUCUGUUGCUCCUCAAUAUAUAUUAAUAUUUGCACAUGCGUGCUGCAUCUUGGAAUUGUGUGGCUGGGAUUUUUGAAGAAAUUAUAUUGCGCAAAUAAACCCAUGCACACACACCCAAAAUUUGACAGAUUGUGGAAUCAGUUGGAGAAAAAAGGAACCUUGAGAUGGGAGGGUUUGUAAAGCAGCCAGAUUUAGCUUCUGCCAACUAAAAGCUAUUUGGAAAUGAAAGGGUUUGAUAACGAAGGAGGAAGACUAGAAAGUUGGCCAGGCAGAAGGAUGAUAUGGGUCUUAUGUCCUCUGAAUUACAGAAAGGUUUUUUUCUCUUUAAUGAGUCACAGGUUUCAACAGGGGCUCAGCUCCAUUGGGAAAGAAAAAAUGCUUUACAGUAUAUUUGUUGUUUAUGCAUUCUAACAGUGUGACACCAGAUGGCGCUGUGGAGUUCUGUUUUUGCUAACCUGAUUUCUCAUGCAAACUUUGCAACUUCUUUGAUGUGUCUAGAAUCCAGCCCGUGAGAAUUUUAAAAGUAUAACAUAAAUAGCACUAGAUCAUUGAAUGCAGUGCAGACUGUGCUCUUUUAGGAUUGCUGGUAUCCCGAUUGUGCAAAAUACGACUAAUACACCAUUAGAAGAGAAGAAUCUUGCUUUAGACAGAUAUAAAUAUUUUCUUCCUCAUGUUUAAAAUACUCAAAAGUGACUGACAUGUAAUAGCAGCAUAGGGAAUGAUUUUAUCUUUCUCUCUCAACCCAUUCCCUCAAUAGCAAACCUCUGUGCACUUAAAGAGAUUCCAUUUGACAGCCUUUUUCCACAUGCUCAGUAAUGUGUGAUGCGCAUGCAUUACUGAACAUGGAGGAGGGACUGGCGCAAAAGAUCCAGAGAUCAAAAGUAUAAAUUAUCUUGAGCGAUAGAAUAAAAAUAAUUAUAAAUUAGUGAAAGAACAACAGUAGACGCACAAAAACCACUUACUAAUUAAAAUAUAUAGAAUGCAUUUCUGUGAAGACCUGCACGUGAUACGUAUAUGGCUUUUCUUACUAGUAUACAUUCAUAUGCCAUACUGUUUGGAGAAGAUGUUAAGAAAUAAAGUCAUAUUUGUAAUGGCAUGCUGUUUGUGCCAUGUCAAAUUAAGAAGCACUAUUUAUGUUGGUUUUGAAGCCCUUAGUAGCUGUAUAACAAGAACUGCAGAUAGAAGUUGUUAAUGAGGCAGCAUUUUGCAAUUAUUCCAGGGCAGUGAGAAAAAUGACCAAAAAAAAAAAAAAAAAAAAAUGGAAAUUGAGUGAAACCUGAAUAUGCUAGUUAUAGAAGAAUUCCUUUGUUUCAGUUCAGUUUUUAAAUGUAAAUCAUGCAAUGAGAUAAAGUACUCUGUACAAGCCAGUGUUUUUGGAAAGAUAAUUGACUGUAUUUCAACAGAAAUUGUAGUGUUUUCAUAUGGCUGUUUUUGAACAAAUGCCAAAUAAUUAAAAAUGACACUUCAUUUCCCCUUUUAAGCCCUGGCAGAGAGAAGCCAAAUUACCAUUUUAUCAUGCCUACUAGAGACUGAUACUUAGGAGGGAUUGAACGAGAGUGGGACAGGACUUUGAAGUACAGUAAUUUUGCAAAAUAGAUGAAAGGGGGCUGAGGAGUAAGAAAUAAAGAAAAAUAACAGUAGCCUGGAAAAUGAGGACACUUUGAUUUAUAUUGAUUUUAUAUCAAGUUUUUUUGUGCUUCCCAUUGCUGGAUUUUCUGCAGCCAUUUCAAGAAAACAUUAUAUAUCUAAGGGCUUCAUUCAAUGGUUUAGCAUUAAUGAGCAAACAUGCAGGUUCCUAUGGAGAAGAUCACAGCCGCUUUGCUCCACCUCUGGUCUUGUUACUGUGGUGCUUCUGUGAACUGUUUUAGCAUUAUGCCCAACCCAGGCCUGUGAUUCAUCUUAUUCCAGUCAAAAUACAAGCCAUGAUCUGUCUGGGAGCCUGCUUGUUUGCACAAAGCUCUGUUAGUAUGUACCCACAAACUGGGUAACUGUAUCUGCUUGCACUGUGUAAUAACAGUAUUCAGUUAUAAUGUUCUUGAUGUGUAACUUAUCUAUUUCAUUGUAUUGGCAAUACAGUCAUGUCUAAGCCUGUGAUCCUAUACCUUUUGGAUAAAUCCCAGUGGGAUUCACUUCUGACAUGGGUAUCAUAUAUGAUCGCACUGCACAUUUUUCAGCAGCCUUAUAAAACAGGAAUUAUAAUUCUGAAAGUUAAAAUGAAAAGGCUUUACAUGUAAAUAUUUUGCAACUAUCUUUCAGUAUGAGAUGUCUUUAAAUAUGACUAUGGAUACCAGAGUACACAUUUUAAAAACAGAUGUGGGGAUGGGAACAGGAUACAGUGGCACAUGAGAGAUUUGUGUAAUGCAUAAUGUGUCACAAGCCUGUUGGCAUUUCAUUUUUUUAAAUGCAAGAUUGAAGAAGUAAUACUUUCAUUAUUAAAGAGGGAUUAGUAUUCCAGUUUUCUGCCAUAUAUAAUAAUUCUUAAUUGAACAAGGGAGAUUUGUGCAAGCUUCCACUCAUAGAUUCCCUCGCUGGAAGAGGAUCUGCAUGUGCAUUCAGAAAAUAUUUACUACCUGUUGUUAGAUCAGGGACUGCACUUGCAGAGUUCUGAAGCAGGUAAUUGGUCCUAUUAAACCUGACAGCACAAAUUACCUGGAGGGGUAGGAGGGUCUUUCAUAAUGCAUUGCGGGGAGUGGAAUAAGAGCUAUACUAAAAUUGUGAGUCAUAGAAUUGUAGCGUUGGAAGGGAUCCAAAGGGUCAUCUAGGCCAACCUCCUGUAAUGCAAGAAUCUCAGCUAGAUCAUAAGUGACAGAUAGCUUUUCAGCCUCUGCUUGAAAACCUCCAAGGUCUCAUGGGAGUCUGUUCUACUGUCAAACAGCUCUUGCUGUCAGAAAGUUCUUCCUGAUGUUUAGUUGGAAUCUCCUUUCUUGUAACUUGAAGCCACUGUUCGCGUUCUUGCCUCCAGAGCAGGAGAAAACCCUUGAUCAUCUUGGUCACCCUCCUCUGCACAUAAUCCAGUUUGUCAAUAUCCUCCUUAAAUUGUAGCACCCAGAACUGGACAUAGUGUAGUCUGGCCAAGGCAGAAUAAGACAGGACUAUGACUUCCCUUCAGCUGGACAUUAUAUUUCUGCUGAUACAACCUAGAAUAGCAUUAGCAACUUUUUUGUGUGUGUGCUGCUGCUGCAUCACACUGUUGGCUCAUGUUAAGCUUAUGUUCUACUUACUAAGACCCCAUGAUCCUUUUCACAUGUAGUACAGGCAGUGCAGUACUUUGCUACAAGUACUGAUUCCUUUAACCUUUUAAACAAUAUUUAUUCCUGUGUUUCUGUGUGAAGUAGUGCCAGUUCCAGGGGGCCUUGGGCAAGAUAGCUGAUCCUCCACUCACGCUGUACCCAUCUCCUUCUCCUCCCCACUGUUGCUAUAUCCAUUUGCUUCCCUCUCCCCACCUCGGGCCAAAUCCUCACCAACCUCCAGAGAAAGAGAAAGGGAGAUGUUAAGUUGUGCAGUGGUCACUGCUGCUUCUCAUUCUUUUCUCUGCUUGCUUGGCGAAGACAGGUGAACAGGCAGCAGCAGGAAGAUGAGGAACAUCACAAGAGCCAGGAGUCUCCAGGGAUUGGAAUCAGGCCCCCUACUGGGGCUUGAUGAGCCUUGGCAGGUCUCCACGAUGCUGACCUCUGACUCAAUCCCUGGUUUGAAGCAAUGUCUAUAAGGAAGUAAACUUCUGUUUAUAACACAGUUAUACUUAUCUCCAUUUAACCCAAGGGAUGGAUUCUUGGUUGGAUUGUGAUAAAACAAUACUGAGUUUGUUUCUCCGAGUGCUUUCAGUUAGUACUGGGAUAGGGAACCUACAGCCCACAGACAUGGCGUGGCGUAGAAAGGAAGAGAGAGAUGGGAUGGCAGAGAGGUUUAGAAAGAGCAAUGAAAUCCUGAAAGGCUGCAAAGUUCCUGCCUCUCUUGAUUUUUCCUGUGAAUCAUCAGCGCUUCGUGGGCCAAAGGUUUCACAGCCUUGAUUUUGUACAUCAUUACUUGGUGCCAAUAGAAGAAAAACUUAAGAAGGGUCCUGGUGAAUCAGGUCAAAGGCCCAUCCGGUCCAGCAUCCUUUUCUCACAAUGGCCAAUUAGAUGUCUAAGGGAACCCUACAAGUAAAUUCCUUUGCUUUCUCAAAACUCUCCUGCUUUUUAUGGACAACCCUUAGCAUUUUCUGUUCCAUGUCCUUCUGUCCCCAGGUCCCUCCCCACCUUAACUCAGCAUUCUAGCCUAAUGGAUCCUCCAUGGGCAGGGCAACAUAUUUGUGAAUGGUGGGGAUAUACAAAUAAAAGGCUUAAACACACGCACGCCUGAUGUCAUGUUAUCCCAGCCUCCCCUAUAUUCCAAUUAUGUGUAACAUAACAAAUUGGAAUUGUUGCUGUAUAAUGUGCAAUCUGGACAAGAGUAGGGUCCUUUGUCACUUCAGAAAUCAUAGGCACAGACCUGGCAGAUGCGGCUCAAAUGCAUGUUAAGUUGUGAUCAAAUUGAUCCAUUAUGUUGCCUAUGCUUAAAAUGUAUUAUUGGCACUUUUAAUCAUACUUUAAUCAGAGAGCAGUUAAGUUACUUGUGCUUGAAGCAUGUACGGUAUAUGGAGAACUAAAAUCUUGACAAGUGUCAGAGUGAGUCCCAAGAUGCCCACCCCCUGCCCACCCACCCCCAUGAGAGAUUAGGGAUAUACAGUGAAAGGUACAAUCAAGUUCUCGAAGAGCAAGGAAGAUGAGCCUGUGAUAAUUCUCAACUAAAUACAACCAGUUUCGUUAGCAAUGCUAAAAGCAUCUUGUUCAUUUUAGGAACUAUAAUGUAAUUAACACUUCUGUGACAUUUCCAGAUAGACCGCAAGCAGGAUCCCCCCCCCGCCCCCGCCUUGCUCCCUCUCCACUGCCCUGCUCAUACUGGAGACAUGAAGUGGAAUGUCUAAAACUGUUUAUUUUGAAAGACAGAAGCAGUGAUGCUGCAAGAAAUCACAAUGUUCUUUUUGGGAUAACAGUCCCUCCCUUCCCUUCACAUUACAGCUCAGUUUGUCCCCUUUCAAUAAGUAAUUUAAGUACUUUGGAACCUUAUGGUAUUUAUUCUGAAUAACAGUUUCAUAUUUCCAAGCACAGGUUGUAACUGCCAGGAAAAACAGAAUUAAUUUUUCAUUUCCUUCAGAGCCACUGUAGCUAUGAUCAGGCUUCACGAGGCAAAAAGAAGAAUUAGGAUAAAUAAAGGCUGGCAUAGUAGUCCUGGAGCCAACAUCUCAGACGCAUAGUUUUAUCAAAGAAUAGUUAAAAUGCAUAGCACUGAGGUAUGGCAUUGGAAUGCUUAAUUUGGUUAUGGCUUGUCUCAUAAUUACAUCUUAUUAGUGUUCAUUGUUUUGACUGCUGCAAAGCUUGACUGUCUUUUCUUCCCUUUUGCUUACAUUUGAAUCUCUUUCCCUCCCCCUUCUUCACAGGAAGCUUUCUUAUCAGAUAACAGUCAUCCCUCUUCUCUCAAAGGCUUUGAGUGGAAUAUAAAAUUAAAAUAAUUGUAGUAUAGUCAAAGUGUUUCUUCAUUCAUGGAAAUAUGAUGAGUUAUAUAUGCUGUGGGGUGGUUUGUUUGGGUUUUUUUUGGGGGGGGGGUUACAAUCUAUUUGAUAAUUUGAUGACAGGUCCUGUCCCAACAUGGUUUUGGGUAAAUAAUCAUGCAAUUAGUUCAGCAUUAUAAAUGCUUUACUGGUUUGUGUGGUGAUUUAGGCUGGAUACAUAUUGCCAAUUCCCUUUGGUGACCAUUGGUGAUCUUAGAAGAUUCAACUUGCAUUGCUUGAUAGGAGGCCUCUUUAGGUUGCUCCUUGCUUCUGCUUGCCCCAUUAAUUAUGUUUCCCUUCCAUGUGCCUUUGCUCAUCUGAUGACUAGCCUCCCCUAUUUGUCUCAAAUUGCCAUUUCUUCCACUACUCCGUAUUUCUCUAUCCUACCUACCCUUCAGAACCCUAAACUGCCUUCACUGACUGGGUUUGCAGAGUUGCUGGAGGUUAUUGUAAUGGCUGCAUGACAUUACGUAUGAUCACUCAAUGUUUAGAGGCCAUAUGCUUCUAAGUACAAGAUACUGGGGGCAAGCAAAUGAGAAAGCUAUCACUGCCAUGCUUUUCUUGUGAGCUGCCUACCUGUGUUGGUCUAAUCUUGCAAUACAGUUGUUAUGUUCCCUUCAAGAACAUUGUUUAAGCUAAAGUCUGGUGCUGGUGUUUGUAUGAUUGUCUCCACAAUAGCAAGGUUUCUUAGGUGUUUAAAAAGUAACAUGGUCCGGUGGCCUGUGCACAUGCAGGAGGGAUUCAUGCUGUAUCAUAUUUUUAUUUUUGGGUUGUCCUCCAGGUGGUGAAUUGGUUUGGGGGGGGUGUAGGGAGGACAUCACCAGACCUGUUACCAGGACUGGCUCCUGAGUGCUAAACCAUAGUUUGCUGAGAACUUUUGUUACAUCUGCACCAGAUUCAAAUUAUCAUUUGGCAGAUUCUGGUAGCUUUAGAAUUCAAAUGUUUUUGAUAAGGGUACCCUAGGAGCACAGAUAGAAGCAUGUGUGCUCACAUGGAAGUUCUAUGGUUCUUGCCCUCUUUUCUCAAGGUAAAAUUUUGCAUGUCGUUAAUAUACCUAAAAUAAUCCUACAUGCUUGAGUAAUGUUGUUUCAGUACUUCUGUUUCUGCACAUACACACAAGCAGGAGUAAUUAAAUUGAGUUGUGAUUUGCAGGGGAGAAUUACUGAACUGAAAGUGUAGGGGGAACAAAGUUAUGCUGCAGGGCUUAUAUAUAUAUAUAUUUUUGUAAGAAACUCAGCUUCACCCAAAUAAGUAAUUGUGUGCUGAAAUACAUCCUGUGUAGAUGAUUAAUAAUCCCACACCUGCCAGAUUUCAUAGUUUCUGUGUGACUCAUAAGUGACACGUGCAGUGCAUCACAUGAUGCUCUCUAUGAACACUACCCUAAUCAUGGUUUUGGUGGACCGCAGAUGUGGUUUUGUCAGGCAAGAGAUGAUAAUUCAUUUGUCUGAAGUGCUCCAAAGGAGUCAAUAACUCAGUAUCUUGAUUUUUUUUAAAAAAAACCCUUUUAAAGAACAAAAGAGAGCACAAGUAGAAAGAGUGCUGUUGCUUGCAGUCUUCCUGCCGGCAUCUGAUUGGCCACUAUGAGAACAGGAUGCUGGACUAGAUGAACCUUUGGUCUGAUCCAGCAGGGCUCUUCUUACGAGAAAUGCUUCCUCCCCUUGUUAGGUUAUGUGGAGACCUGAUGGAGACCUUUCACAACUUGCAGUAUCUUUUAACCAGGGGUUGGAGAUAUGGCCCUGCCCCAGUUGCCUGAGCGCCACCAUGUUCUAUUUUUCUGUUGUCAUCUCCCGCUGGUUGCAGCAACUAACAGAUGGCAAAGGCAGAGUUGGAAGACUGGAACACAGCAACUCCCAACAGAAGACACUGUUCCCACUGUAGAAAUGGCUUCUCUGUCUCUACAGUAAUUCUGUUCAGAAGCAACACCCACCUACAUGUUGCUACAGCUAGCAGGGAAAGGGAACAGGAGAGCCUCCCCAAAUAGAAAUUCCCACUCGCAGGGGCUCAGAUGAUCUUUGCUGUUUACAAGUAGCAAGACUCUUCUUCUUUUUGGUCAGAUUUUAAUCUCUGUUUUGUUUCUUCAUUGGCUAAUAUAGCAAACAGUUUAAUUGAUGGGGGAAGCAGCUGUGAUUUCUUGUUCUGCUGCCCCCUAGACUUUUUUUUAAUGCUACUAUAUCCAGUUGGGAAAGGGAUGUAGCUCACUGCUAGAGCACAUCCUUUGUAUGCAGAAGAUCCCAGGAUAGCUCAGUUGGUUACAGUAUGGUGCUGAUAAUGCCAAGGCUGCAGGUUCGAUCCCUGUGUGGGACAGCUGCAUAUUCCUGCAUUGCAGGGGGUUGAACCAGAUGAUCCUCAGGUUCCCUUCCAACUCUACAAUUCUGUGAUUCUAUGGACUCAGCUAUACAGCUGCAAAUAUGUUUUAAGUGCAUUAUACAAAUGUGACACUAGAUGGUGAUGAUGAGCUUAUAGCAAAUCAAUACAUUUUUCAAAACGCUAAAAAAAGGCAUUUUCACAGCGGUUUUUUUAUAGGUGUCUAGAUUCCACCUAUGACUCUAGUCAGAGAUCCCAGAGAUUCAUUGCCCGUCAAAGUAAACAAUUGAGGCUUGAUGUUCCAGUGGCCUAACUCAGCUUUGUAUGUGAUUUGCUACUUCACUUCAUUUAAUCCGUUCUCUAAAUAUAUUGUUUACCAUUUCCCUUCUAGAUGUCCCGGGAAGAGACAGUGUGUAAAUAUUGCGGAGUCAGUUAUUUGAUCCUCCAUGAGUUUAAGCUGCUGGAAGAGAAAGUAAAAGCAAUGGAAGUGAAGGUGAAGUUUUAUGAAGGCAGCAUAGAACGGGAGAAAACACUUCAAGAGAAACUACAGCAGCUAAAUCAAGAUUUUGAACAGUGUGCAGCAGCUAGCAAAUCAAAAAGAGAAAGGUUGGAAUGUGCUAUUCAUCCUUGUUUUUUAAAAAGUAACAUACUCAUUAAUGUCAUUCAAGGAAAAGCAAACUUUGGCUGUCUUGCCAGACCCAGCUUGCAUCCCGAUGAAUUCAUGUUCAUUAAACCAUAGUUUGACUGAUUCUUUAGAGGUCAGUGUCUGUUCCUUGAAUUGUUUAGUACCAGUCAGUAAUGUCAUGGUAGGAAAGUUAUUUUAAAGUCUGCUGUCAUCAGAGGUGAAACUCUAGUUUAAUAAUUUUCUUAGCAACCUAAAGGUUUGUUGUGAAAAAGACAGGUGAGAAUAUGAUUUUGCCCUUCCAGCUGUAACAUGGGAAAUUCGAACUCAGUCAUGGGUUGGUUUGCGAAUCAGGAGCCAACAUAGACAAGAGUUUCCCCACUUCCUUUUUGAUAUAAACACCCCCUUUCCCUCCCUUGUCGGCUUUAACUAUGGUUUAGUGUUACAUCUGCACUAACACCAACGAUGGUAACCGCUUACCAGGGUUGCAAUCUUCACCAGAACUUGAAGCUAGGGUUGAAACAGAUUUGCAAACUCAGAGAAGUUGGUUAAUGUUAAGCAUUUGAUAUAAUUCCAAACUUUGAGACUCCAGGAGGGGAAAAGGAAAUUGUAUGAGAGAGGUGAUGAGGGAGGGGGGAAAGGAGUGCACGUCAUAUGGACUAGCUUCUGAGUUCAUGUUACACAGAAACAUAGAAAGCUGGUUUGCAGGCAGCCAUUGUCACAUCUACACUGAACACUAAUGUCAUUUGGCCAGUACUGGUAGCUUUAGGUUACAAAUCCUAAUGCAGAUAACACACCUGGCUGAAAAAGAAAUACCCCUGUACUUGUUUAAUUGUAUUGAAAUGCGAAAGUUUUAUCACUCACAACACUGGUCUCUAAAAAUCUUUUUGUGGCACCAGAUAGACUAGUUAUGACAUGAGCAAUCUCAGCAAAUAAUAAUAAUACCUAGCAUUUGAAUUGGAAAGUUGGAAGCACUUCAUACAUUAUCUUAGUAAAACAGUUCUGUAAGGUAGGAUAAGAAUGAUUAUGAAUGAUUCCUUAGAAUGGCUUUCUAGUCUAGAUUUGCAGUGGCUUGUGUUUCCCAUUACAGGUGGUUGUUUCUUUGUUUUUCUGCCACUCACCUCUACUUCCACAUCUAUUAAGAUAGUUCUUGGCAUCAUAAUCUUGAAAAAUAACAGCAUCAGAAAGCCUUAUUAGAGGAAACAAGGGUGGGAUUGGGUAAAUGUGCAGGGCCAGGAUCCAUUGUAUGAUAACUAAGGCAGGAACAACAGGACAUCAAAACUCAGAGGGGAAAAGGUUAAAAAGAAUAGGUUUGAGGCCUGGGUGGACAUUUGAGGAAGUGCCUUGUGUACAAAAGAUAAGGGGCUAUUGAUCUUUUCUCUUGAAUGCACUGCAUUUGGAGCCCAGGUGUUGCCAGACAAUUGAGCUGUGGACUUUUCUCCAAUUUACAAAGGAAGAGUGCAAAGGUCCUUGAGGCAAGAAACACCUGAAGCAGGAGUGGAGGGGAUCUCAUUGGGUAAUAAGCCUUGCUAAUCACCAGGGGACUCCUGUUUGAGAGCCCCAGCAUUAACUGAUUUGGCCUUGUUGAUCUAUGAAGUUUGGUAAGCUGGUUUCAUGUUGAUUGAAUGGAAUAUGUGUUUACAUUCUUUUAAAGUUGCUAGCUGUAGAGCUAUGAUCUAGCAGGGCCCAGCCGGAUAUAGGAGUGCUAUCUUUGUGAAGUGUGGAUCUGGAUUUGUACCCCUUCUUCAUAUAUUUGAAUGACAUUUGAUGAACGUGUGACCUCUGACUUGGGUACCCUCAGUGUGACUCAUUCUCAGAAAAGGCUUGCAGAUAGCGCAGCUGGAGGUUUUUAUCAAGCACGCAGGAUCCUGUAGGCUGUGUUAUCUGUUUCAGCAGGUCAUACCAUGUGGGAAAAAGAAAUAGUUCUGAUUGUUUUGAAAGUACAUUUUUGGAAACAGAGCUAUUCUCCUAAAACUAGUGUUUCACAAAGCAUGGAUGUCUCUUUACUCUUUCGAGCUAAUAUGCAAACUUGCUGGUCAGCAGACAGCUCAGGUUUUUUGCAUGGGAACAUGCUUCUCAAUAUAGUUAUUUAGUCAGGGGUAGAUGUUAUUCUAUAAUUGGAUUUACUGAUAUUUCUGUCCUACAAACUCCUGUGUAUAAUUUUAAUAUGUAAUCUGAAAGCUGUCACUUGUGUUUCAUAUAUGUAGAUAUAACCUAGUGCCAGAAGCAUGAGAAACAUCAUUGUUUUCCUUUUCAAUGUAUUGUUUUAAAUUUAGCUGACUGAGCUUUAUCUGACCCAUAUCUUUGUCAAUGUGCUUAUCGGCAUGUAUGUCCUCCCUGAAGGAGGAAAUGUUGUGUCUGACAACCCUAGACUGUGAGACUGUGCUAUUCUUUUCCAGUGGUUUGCACUACGGUAAGAGAAAACUUGCUGCUACAGUGGUACCUCUGGUUACGUCCUUAAUUCGUUCCGGAGGCCCGUUCUUAACCUGAAACUGUUCUUAACCUGAGGUACCACUUUAGCUAAUGGUGCCUCACACUGCAGCUGCGCAAUUUCUGUUCUCAUCCUGAGGUAAAGUUCUUAACUUGAGGUACUUCUUCCAGGUUAGUGGAGUCUGUAACCCAAAGUGUUUGUAAUCCGAGGUACCACUGUAGUCCAAAGCCAAUUCCAGACACAAGAAACUUAAUAUGUUCCUUGUUUUGAACAACUGCUAAGCAAAACUCAGAGUCACUUAAACUCUAGAAAGAAACGGGCAAACCUAGCACAAGAUGGCUUGCACACAGACAGGAAAAUUACAAAGCUCAGAGCCAAACACAUUUGUGAUUCUGAGAAGGAUUUCUUUUACACAAUUAUCACCUUAUGUCACUGAAAAACCUGAUAAGAUACAACAGUAACCCUGAUUAAACAGUAUUAUUCUUCUAGGCACUGUAUUUUAGUGUUUGCAUAUAUUAAUAAAUCAAUGCCUCCAAAAAUAUUAUUGAAGGAAUUGCUUUGUGUUGAAUAAGAUUAUAUCAAUACAAAUCACAGUUUCAGAUGACUGACAAAUCAUGAUUCAGAAUUCUACUUAUUUUGCACAUCAAAUAUCUGUAUACUUGCUAAUCUAAGACUAAUUUUAUUUAUUUUAAAAAUGUAGCCACUUUCCAGCUUUCAAUUUCUCCACUGAUUGUGUGUGCAUGUGAAGUAGUCAAGUUUGCCAUUGCCUGUGAUAUACAAUACAUAGGUAAAGGGGUAAAGGGACCCCUGACCAUUAGGUCCAGUCGUGACCGACUCUGGGGUUGCGGCACUCAUCUCGCUUUAUUGGCUGAGGGAGCCAGUGUACAGCUUCCAGGUCAUGUGGCCAGCAUGACUAAGCCGCUUCUGGCGAACCAGAGCAGCGCACGGAAAUGCCAUUUACCUUCCCGCUGGAGCGGUACCUAUUUAUCUACUUGCACUUUGAUGUGCUUUCAAACUGCUAGGUUGGCAGGAGCAGGGACCGAGCAAUGGGAGCUCACCCCGUCGUGGGAAUUCGAACCGCCAACCUUCCGAUCAGCAAGUCCUAGGCUCUUUGGUUUAACCCACAGCGCCACCCACGUCCAUACAAUACAUAGGCCUGGCCAAUUAGCUCUGUGCACCCAGGGCAGCUUUGGGGUGUGUUUCUGGAAGAUCAGCCCAUGCUGCAGGGAAAUCAACUUUUGAAACUGUCAUUGCAUAGGAAUGCUGUUCAAAAGCAGGAGGUGUUGGGUAGAGAAAUCCUGCCAGCCUAGGCUUCUCUACAGAUGGUUCCCAACUACACUUCUCAUCUACCUUUGGAAGCAGGCCUUCAGUUUCUUUAUGUGUGCAAAUACAAGUCUGUGUAUGAAAUUGAAAAUGAAUGUGGUCGCUAAGGUCCCCUAGCAAGAUUGUAUGGUGUUUGCUAACCAUUUACACAGCCUUGAGGAAGGACCCGUCAUUUUUUCCUGGAUUAGAUGCCUGCUGACCUCUUUUCUCCUGCCUUCUAUUUUCCUUAUCAGCACUGGUUCUCAAGAUAUCUCGCUUUGUGCCCAUUUAUCCUGUGUUUAUCAGAUGACCAUAUGCUGGCUGUGAUAGCAAGAUGUUCAGUUUCACAGUUUAUGUGAACUGUGCAAGUGCAGAGGAGAUCAGCAUGUUCUUAGUUGUUAUCCCCCCCCCUUUAGUGCCCAGAGUUAAUUAUCCAUGGAGCAUAGUAUCCUUUUCAUGGUUUCAUGUGCUAAAAAUUAGGAAAGUGACAAAGAGUUUUCUUUCUCCAGUUUGACUUUUUGAUGUGGGAAACACAGCCAGGAGGACAUGGUUUUGUUGCACAUUUGAACCAAAAAAAUUAUAACCAACCUUUGUCAUUAAAGCACUGUGCUUUCCCUUGACACCAAGAUGCACUGUUCAAGUUGUUAUGACUUACCAGUAUUUUCAUACUCUCAUAGAGUCAAAUAAAUAUAUUGCUGAGAAAAGCAGGCAGGUCUUAAGAAAAUGAAGUAAUCUCAUCUGUUAUGAACAGGCCUGUGAGGGGCAGUUUGAGGGGAGCAUAUCACGACUCAGCAGUUGACCAUAUGUUUACAUGCAGCAGGUCCCAUGUUUAAUCCUUGGUUUCUCUCCAGUUAAAAACAUCUCAGACUAAUGGACCAGAGGUGGUUUGUCUCAGUAUUCAGCAGCUGCAGCUUCAUAGAAGUUUGAGGAGUCUGACUUUCUUCCUCAGAAGCCUAAGAAACAAAAAACUCUUCUGGAAGGUACUUGAUUUAGGUCUUCACAGCAAAACAACCAGAAGUCCUGCAGCACCUUAAAGGCUUGUUUUAUUUAAAGCAGUGGUUCUCAAACUUUAUUCUCUGGGCCACACUUUCAGGGGGGAAAUUUGCUUGCACCACACCAAAUUUCUUAUUUUUAAGAAAUACAUUGGAGAACAAAAAGAUCUCAACUAGGAUUGUCCUCAGUAUCACGUGAUGCUCCUGCUCUCAUUUUGAAAAGAUCUAUCCAUAUUGUGCAAAAAAAUAAUAAUCAUACUAUACUGUACUAUACUGAAAUGUUUAAAUGCUUCUUUGAUUGUCUUUGAAUCUUCCUGCCACACUUGCCAUCCUCCCCUGCCACACCUUUUGAGAACCACUGAUUUAAAGCAUUUUUACCCUGUUCUUCAUCUGCAAAGGCUCCCAGUUUGACUUACAACGAUUAAAAAUAGGACAGUUCUCAGGCUUACAAUACUUUGAACAAUGACAGCAUAAGAAGAACAGGGAUUGGGAGGAAGGAGAGGGGAAAGCAAACACAGGCACUAGUUUUCAGUUACAAAGUUCUUAUGAUGAGCAGCUGGAAAGGAAACAGUUCAAGGAAAGGAGAAGGAGGCCAAAGUUGGUGGCUUAUCAACUGAGUUUAUAGACUGGGCCUUCUCCUCCCUCCCUCCCUUUGCCUGCAGCCUGAUUUAAUGGCUGCUGCCAGGUGAUAACUGAGGGAGUGGAAAAGCCAGCUGAAGCUGGCUUCUCAGCAGAGCUUAUAGAGUGGCCCUGCUUCCCUUAACUGUAACCCAAUGGACUAUUUAAUGGCACAAGCUUUUGUGGACUAGAGUCACCUUGUAAGCUGCAUGAUUAGUCUAAGACAGGGGUCAGCAAACUUUUUCAGCAGGGGGCCGGUCCACUGUCCCUCAGACCUUGUGGGGGGCCGGACUAUAUUUUUUUUGGGGGGGGGGGAGAAAAGAAAAAAUGAACGAAUUCGUAUGUCCCACAAAUAACCCAGAGAUUGUAUUUUAAAUAAAAAUACAUAUUCUACUCAUGUAAAAACACACUGAUUCCCGGACCGUGCGCAGGCCGGAUUUAUAAGGCGAUUGGGCUGGAUCCACCCCCGGGCCUUAGUUUGCCUACUCAUGACUUGGGUAGGCAACCUAAGGCCCGGGGGCCGGAUCCAGCACAAGCACUUUCUAAAUCCGGCCCGCGGACGAUCUGGGAAUCAACGUGUUUUUACAUGAGUAGAAUGUGUCCUUUUAUUUACACCUCUGGGUUAUUUGUGGGGCCUGCCGGGUGUUUUUACAUGAGUAGAAUGUGUGCUUUUAUUUAAAAUGCACCUCUGGGUUAUUUGUGGGGCAUAGGAAUUCGUUCAUUUCCCCCCCCCCCAAAAUAUAGUCUGCCCCCCCCCCACAAGGUCUGAGGGACAGUGGACCGGCCCCCUGCUGAAAAAGUUUGCUGACCCCUGGUCUAAGAUGUUACAGAAUAUUAAACCAGUAUCACCCAAUCUUAAGCCAUGUUUGUCUCUCUUUCACUGAAGGAAGGCAACUUGCAAACGGAAAGUGAAGGAAACUUCCUUCACUUCCCUGGACACUAAGCUUGGGAGAGUGUCCACUACUUUGCCCUUACUCUUACCCCAUUGCAAAUGGUUUCCCCCAAACAGAGGUUGCAAGGCCACCUGUCAUGUACAAUCUAGUUGAGAUUCCUGCAUUGCAGAGGGUUUGACUAGAUGACCCUUGGAAUCCCUUCCAACUCUGCAAUUCUGUAUGUUUCCCUGAAAAUUCGGGGGGGGGGUUCCCCAGUUCUAGUCUACACCACACUGCCUCUUGGAAAUUCAACUAUGCCUUGAGAACAGCCACUGUCAUGUAAACCUCAUGUUUGUUUUCUUUUUUCUCAAUCACACUGGGAAAUCCUCAAAGAGGUGUGUUCCUACUUGGGAGAAGGAAUGGACCAGCCAACUUCAGAAGUGCUGAUCUAAAAAUAAUUGAUUAUACUCACUUCUUUAUUGCACACCCAGUAAGAAUUAUGUCAUGUACAAUUUUCAGCUAAACUGGGAGAGCUGGCUGUUCUUUUCAAGGCAUUCCCAGGAGAUAUUUGUCACCCAAUCCUGGGAAUCAGACAAAAAAAAUGCUCUUUUUUUGGCAAAAGAAAAUGUGACGAAAUUGUUGGUGGUUCAUUUUCCUGUUUAUUUUUCAAAAGGGACACAGUAUGUAAUUUAUGGGUAUCAAAUGUUAGCCUGAAUCGUUGUAGUAAAAUGCUGAUGAAUAUAAUUACUUUAUAAGGAACAAUAAGCUCAGUUCAAGAAGUGUCACUGCAAGUUUUAUUAGCUUAAGUAAUUCAGUUUUCAAAAGCUACCAGUCUCUGGUGUUGCUAAAGGCCUCUGUUGGCAAGGAAUUGCUGGUGUGCAUAUUAAUGGUGUAACCCUAUACUUCCUUAUUAUAUUUUAUACUGCCUUGAAUAAAGAUUAGAUACAUGUGUUUCAUUUCAAAAACUUUCAGUAUGUUUGAUUAAAAUGUCCAAGGAGAAGGACAUUCAGUUCUGCCUUUAAUAAUGUUUAACACCUUAUUCAGAGGAUCCUGCUAACAUCGGUCAUUUUCAUCAAAAGCCUGUUCACACACAUUAAAUAUUAGGGAGAGCUCUCCAGCUGGUGCAAGUCUUCAGUGUACAGAUUGCAUGUGUUUUAUUAAACUAAUGUCUUAAUCCCAUCCUUCUUCCAAAGACAGCCUACAUUAUACACACCCCCGUCAACAACCCUGUGUGUCAGGUUAGGUAGACAGAAUGACUGGUCCAAGAUCACUGCGAGCUUCAUCAUGGAAUCCCGGUUUCUUCAGUGGUGGUCUGACUCUCGUAACCACUACCAUGCUGGCUCCAUACUGUUCUCAUUGGCCAUUCUGUUUUUUUGAAGUGAAAUCUUUUUGGGGUCCAGUCAAGUGGUCAAGGUCAGGCUACUGAAAAAUAACAUAGGGGCUUCUCCAUAUUUUGGAGAUGCAUGAGUACACAGAAAUGCAUACAUUUGUGAAUUAAAUAAAGUGGUUUUUAGGCGACUAAAUCCUACUUGGAGUAGACCCACUGAAAUUAAUGGACAUGAUGACAUUGUUGUUGUUUAGUCGUUUAGUCGUGUCCGACUUUUCGUGACCCCAUGGACCAGAGCACGCCAGGCACUUCUGUCUUCCACUGCCUCCUGCAGUUUGGUCAAACUCAUGCUGGUAGCUUCGAGAACACUAUCCAACCAUCUCGCCCUCUGUUGUCCCCUUCUCCUUGUGCCCUCCAUCUUUCCCAACAUCAGGGUCUUUUCCAGGGAGUCUUCUCUUCUCAUGAGGUGGCCAAAGUAUUGGAGCCUCAGCUUCAGGAUCUGUCCUUCCAGUGAGCACUCAGGGCUGAUUUCCUUAAGAAUGGAUAGGUUUGAUCUUCUUACAGUCCAUGGGACUCUCAAGAGUCUCCUCCAGCACCAUAAUUCAAAAGCAUUAAUUAGUUCUGUUUAUUGCAUUGAGGCUGCUCUGAGUAGAGCUUCAUGGGAUGCAACCCCCUGACUUCUAGCCUGGAUAGCUCAGUUAGUUAGAGUGUGGUGCUGAUAAUGCCAGUGUUGCAGGUUCGAUCCCUGUGUGGGACAGCUGCAUAUUCCAGCAUUGCAGGGGAUUGAAGUAGAUGAUCCUCAGGAUUCCUCCCAGCUCUAUAACUCUAUGAUUCUAUGAUUCUCUUAAAAAGUGAAAACUGCUUGAUAAGCUAUCUAAGGGCAUCCAAUUGGCAGAAGCUGGACACCAGAGAAAAGGGCACAGCAUAAGACUGUGCUAUUCACACACAAUAGUUCUUACAUCCUUUGGAUCUGCUGAUCACGUCUGGUAUUUCAGCACGUUUGCAGCUUCAGUGGGAUGUGUUUUAUAGGGUAAAGAAAUGUACUCCAUUGUGAGGGGUUUAACAAGGAACACCAAGGCUAGGGACAAAUAGCUUUUUAAAAGUUUGCAUGUGAUUUAAGAGGUUUCACUUUUCAUGUUGUAUUAUUCACGUAGGAAAUUGGUUUUUUAUCAGGAAAAGAGCCCUUAUUGUCUAUCCAGUUUAGCAUUGCCUACUCUGACAGCUAGGGACUCUCCAGGGUUUCAGGCAGAGGUUUUUCACAUCACUUGCUACCUGAUCUUUUUAACUGGAGAAGGUGCUUGUGAUCAGACCUGAAACUUUCUGCAAACAAAGCAUAUGCUGUACCACUGAUAUGGACCCUCCCCAUAUUUUCCUUUUGUCCUACUGUUGCCUCAGGUCAAACCAGUUUUGCAGGUUUCUGGAGUACAGAAAACUUGCAAAUUGGUUUACCUGAGCUGAAAGUGGGGUAAAUUAACACACCAGCUUUUUUCAGCCAUUCAGAGCUGGAGAUGAUGAACAUGGUGAUGAUGCUGGAACACCUUGAUAGCAGGCUGCGCUCCCAAACUACACACUGGCUUGCAUCCAGACUAAGAGUUGUAUCUAGUAUGUAUCAUACUCAGCAGACUCAUUGAAAUUAAUGGACAUAACCAACUUGUCCGUUUAUUUCGGCACAUCUUCUCUGAGUAGAAUAGGUGGACCACAACCCCAAAUGAGUUGAACUUGGGUCCCGUUGACAUCCGUGUAAAAAAUCACGGCUAAGUCACCAUUAAAAUCAACUUAGUGUAGAUUCAAGCUGUUCACAAAACACCCCUGUGCAUAGUGGACAUAUGUUGAUUUGGGGCAGUGGCUGCCCCCUCCCAUGCACAUUAAUCCCCUUUUGAAUGCAUGAAAAUGGCUAGCAUGAAUCAUUUUCAAACUACCUUCAGCUGCCUUUAAAAAGCCAGUUCUGGUUGUCAUGAAGGUACCACAAAGAGAUGGCUUUACAAAGUGUCUAGCAGACCUUUAUUUACCAACAGAAAUGAAUGAAUGAAUGAAUGAAUGAGCGAGCCAGUAAUCUAAGGCAGGUUGUCUUUGCAUGACUGAGUGGUCAGUUCUUCAGUAUUCCAUGUGUUGUAUUCUACUAAAGGAAUAUCCACAGUAGACCCGCUGAAAUGAGUGAACUUAAAUUAGUUACAUCUGCAAGUAUGACUUAGCUGCCCUGCCCCACCGUAGCAGGGAUGAGCAGCGGGGCUACAGAUGUGACAGUGGCUAUGUCACUGUCCCCCCGCUGCCUACCAGGGCUUUGAAUUGUAGUCUAAGAAUGUUAACCACCUCCAGACUUUUAGUUUAAUCACCAGGCUUUUAAUUAAUUGAUAAACAGUCUUAAAUUUAAAUAAACUGUAUGUAAUCCGAAUCUCGAAUGCCUUUUGUGGUUAUUGAAAGUGGUGUAAAAUAUCUUACAAUUAAUUAGUUUUUAAAUUUGCUGUUACGUUCUGCACCACCGCCGCCGCCGCCACCCUCCCCUUAUUCUUCCUGCCAAAGCAAAAUCAUGCCAGUUUCCGGCUGUAAGAAUAUAGGGAAAUGAAGAUGAAAAUCCUUCUGCUUUAAAACUGUGCAGUGAUCAAAAGAUAAUGGAAAGAUCUGCUGUGCCAGCAAAAGAAAAGAAAAGAAGAAGCACUUAUGUUGGAGCAUUCUAUCUGCUGAGUAGAAGAUGCUGAGCAAAACAUGACUUUACAACUGGUGUUAAAGGCAGAUAUGUCAGUACAAUAUUUACAAGCAGGAUGCCGGGGUGUUCCCCCAUCCCUCACUGUAUCAUCAGGUCUUUAACAAUAGCCUUUCAGGGCUUUAGUUCACAUGUCUAGUGCAACGUUCUUCCACUGCAUCAGCAGCUGCCCUUCCAUGAACAGAAGAUGCUUUUUUUCUCAAGGAAGGGUACUUUUGGAUCCAAGGCAUUGAUUUCUUAUUAGGCAGAUGGUGGUAUUACCUUUUUUUAACCCCCUCCUUCUUUUUUAACUUCUUGUAGGAUAAAAACUUUAUCUCUGGAGCUUGAAAAUAAGCAAGCAGCAAUACAAAAUCUCAAUGAACAGAUGAGGAGCCUCCAGAAAGAGAAUGAAGUUUCAUGCAGACAAACACAGCUGUUGCGGUAAGAAAUUUCAGAAGGCAGUACGUAGGAGAACUAACUUUUUUGUGAUGCACGCAGUAGGAUAUAUCUGGUAAAAUCAUAGCAUUAGCUGCCACAUGUUUUUAUUGAAAUGCUUCAUUCCUAUGAUUUUCUGUAAACUAUGAUUAGUAAAUCAGGUGUGUUAUAUUUGUAUUUGGGAACUAUGGCUUGUUCCAACCAAAGUUAGUUUAAACAAAUCACGAUUAAAUGGUGGUUUCAGAUUCUGGUUUGUUAACAAACUUUGAUUAGAAAAACCACCAUUCUCUGAGUUUGUGCUUCUAAAGUGAAUGUGGAACCUUUCACUCACCUUCUGUCACAUAGGGAGAGGUAAAGGUAAGAAGUACACACCCAAAGGCUCACUGUGGCUUUUUCCCAGUCAACCACAAUGUAGGUAAUCAUGUGACCCAUGUCAUAGGUUGCAUCCAGAUGUUAUGCUGUCAAACAAGCAGGUAGCAUUCUGCUUUGCAAGCAAUCACAAAUAACAGAUUGCAUGUUCAAGUGAAAGUAUAUUUUGCUGUAACCUGGGUUCAGAACUUCGUCAUAGGGGAAGAAGGGGGGACUGCAAUUUGGGGAAGAAAGCAAAAAGAUACAUAGAUAACUCCACAUGCGUUUCUGGGUUGGAGUUAUAGUGGGUCUGAAUUCUUUACUUCACCCCAUCCAUGACCCCAAAGUGUAUUUUUUUAAUUGUGUCCAGUAUUUUCCAGUGUUCAUAAUUUCUAGCUCUAUAACCUUCUAAAUAGACUAAAUAUUGGCAACGUCCAAAGUUUCUGUGCCCAAGAGUUAUCUAAUAGUGAUGCAGUUGAGAAGUGAAGCAUACAUAGUCUUCUGUUGUCAACUGCUAUCCUAAAUUGAGCUUUGUGCUCCUGUCAUCACUGUCCAACUUCCUGAAAGCCUCUUUGUCUACCUAUGUGUGCCUCUGCUUUUGCUGCUCUACCCAACUCCCCCUUAACCAGCCUGCUUACUUCUUCUCUCAGUUCCCUAGUCUAGCACAUAAUCCCUGGAAACCUCCGGCACUGGACCACAACAAAUCACCAUGGUAUUUCCCCAUCUACUCCCUUGAUCCCAGUUUGUGGCUGGGAGUAAAAAGGAGAAUGGUUUCAACAAACUGAAAGCCCUCACACAGGAAUUCCCUACAAGCGUCUUCAUUAAUACACAUUCAUUUGUUUAACUGUGUGGAGCUAUACUUCAUGAGCCGAAGUUUGGCCAUCUCUACCACAAAUCAAGAUUUUUGACAGACUGAGGUCUUUCCGAAUCAGAAAAUUAUCCAAAAAUGCAAGAUGCCUACAAAUUGUUUGGCAUUAAAAAAAAAUAACCCAUGGAAGUUAUGUCUGAAUAUUAGCUGUAAUCUUUUGUAGAGCACCCAUUUUGUCCAAACAAUGAUAUAAUUCUAAAAAAUCAUGCAAGUUAAAUUCAAAAGUGCAUGUGCUAGGUAUGCCAGCUGCAUGAGAUAGAGAGGUAUUUGGUAAAGAUAGUCAUAAUUGCCAUAUGAAGCUUAGCUGAAAAUGUUGAAACAUAUUCCAAGUAUUGAUGAAUCCAACUGCAAGGCAGAAAACUCAAUUAGCUUCUUUUAUUGAUAUAAAUCAAUAUUUUUUUUAAAUGCUUCUUUUUCAACGUGCUAUUUUGUUUUUAAAAAACCAUUUACCAAUUAGUUCUUCUUUUCCUUUUUGGCAGAAAAACAUUGGAACAACAUAAAUUCAUCCUAAAGAAAGCCUUUGUUCUCCUUCCCUUUAUCAAAGGAGAGGUACACAGUGUUAAAGGAGGAAUAUUUGACUUUCUCAGCCAAUGGAGUGCACUCAAAGGAGAGAUUUUUUUACACAUAAAAAAGAUUAAUUUAACAGCAUUGACAGGUAAAUUACCAGAUUACAACUUUCCCCAGCAUCUGAUUCUUGGUCAUUUCUACAGACUUUUAAUAGUGAUUUACACUUCUAAUUUAUUUUGUCUUUGCAGCACCCUUGUAAAGUAUAUCAGACUAAAAACUAGUUAUUGCUGAGGCAGUAAACCUGUGCACUGCCCCGUACUACUUUAGAUGGUCGGCUGCGAUAUGAUGGGAUCUUUAAUUAUAAUAAUGCUACAGAGAAAGCGAGAUGUCAGAGAGAAGCCUUGUGCCCCAGCCUCACUGAAAUCUGUUUUCCUAUGCAAAGGUGCUUUUUAAAGAAAGUUUUUUAGUUAUCACUGGGCAUUUAGUCUUGUGAGUUUCCACCUGUGAGUUGAAAUGGGUACAGCCUUAGCAAGGGCUUCCCUCGGCGUCGGAGAGAAUGGCUUCCUCGAGCUUCAUAGCUGAGCUCUGAUUUGGGUCCAGGUCUCUAAAAUCGAAACUCAGUCCUCUCUCUUCCCUGCCAGCUUUUGCCCACAAAAAUUAGCUGCAUGCAGUAGCUUAUGACUGUUGACCGUUUUUUAUGGGUCACGUUGAAAUGACUUGAACAAAAUCCAACACAGGGAAUUUUCUGCCUCACAGGAAAAACAACUGUCAACCUUCCCCUUAAGUCAUAGAAAUGAAGGGUCAUGGAAUCUGAAGUCUCCAAAGGCGCCUCAAGGGGUAGGCAAUGGGAGAACUCGCUGUGCUCUCAUUUGCAAAGGGCAAAGGAGGCACAUUGGCAGGAUGCUGCCUCUGCCUCUGCUGUUCUCUCUGUUUCCAGGUGAUCUCAGGUUCUUGUGCAAGUGUUAAAUUCACUGCAGCUUUUCAGAACAGAAUAGCAGGAUAUAGGGAUAUGAGUGAAUUAUUUUGACAUUGGGCCCUGGUCAGACAUCUGACUAAAUAAUAUAUGUUAUAAGAAAAUCCAUUUUAAUGUUGUUUUGCCCUAGAUAUACGUGACCCUGAUUCUUUUUUAUGCACAUUUUUUAUUUUUGUAAUCUGCAUGAAAUCCCAGCUCCUCCUAUUCAGAUGUGUUGUUAUUUUGGUCAGUUAACUACAGAGGGUUUUGUAAAUGUUGAGAGCAGCUGACAUGUGCUUUCCUUGCUGAAUACAACACUGUCUCUGGUUUUUCUGAGUAGUUGGUGCAGAAAUGUUCUGACUAUCUUACGUGAGGCAAAUGUAAAAAUAUGUGCAUGCUUUCCCCAUUCUUUCUGUAAUACGUCAUUCUAAAAGUGCUUCUUUUGUUAAUGUUGAGUUUGGAUGGCAGGAAAUUAAGGUUCAGGAACCUGAGAACAUUGUACCUCUCUGCAUGCAGUGCCAUUUUGAAAUUCUGUAACUGUUUAUGCACUUGGCAAUACAGACCACACUUACAAUUACCUCUGAUUUUUGGUUCUUCAGCCCUGACUUGUCACAAUUAAUGUAUAUUCCAGCAGUGACUGGCAAUAACUAUGCAUAUUUAGCCAAAGGAAGUCUGGACAAGGAGCAGCAAAUAUGCUUGGUACUUGUCAAAUACAGAAAUGCUAUACAAAUUGACAAUUAAAUUGAAGCUGGGACAAAGGUAUCAAAAUCAUAUUUAUUUAUUUAUAAUUUAUUUUCACAGUGAUGGCAUCUUCGUAGGUGUAGAUACUGAAUCUGUAGUACUUAAACAGCCAGCAAAAAUUAAUUGAAAUUCAUUCUUCUUUCUUGAAGAGUUGUUUCUGUACAACAGAGGACAGUCAUUUUUAUUGUGAUGGUAUCUGGAAUUUUAUUUUUUAUUUUUUGAUGAGAAAUCCAAUUACCUUUCAGAAAUAUCCAGUCUGAACCGAGGCUUGGGUGAAUGCCAGAGGGAAAAUCUUCUCCUCCAGGAGGAGGUGCAGCGUUUAAGGUUGAUAUCAGACGCAGCUGAGCAGCAAGCUGAGCAACUCCAGGCGACUCUCUUACGAGAGAGUGAAUUACAAAACAGAUGUCACGAACUACAGAAGAAAACACAAGGUAGGUGUUAAUUUUAGAACAAGCAGCUGGCUUCACUGACAAGCAGCAUGUUUAAAACUUCUAUCCUGCUGUAGUCGGCCAUUCUUAGAGGUACAUGUGCAAAUCUCCCUGCGCCAUCAUUUCACAUGUGCUUCAACCUCUGUUUCUAUGGAUUUCACUUCUGCUUUCAAAGUAACCACAGUUCCCUAUUAUUUUUUAGUUUAAGAGAACUGUGGUUUCUUUAAACGGUGGUAUGUUAAGGAGAAAGCCAGGAUCAAAAUGUACUUUCAGAUCCCAGCUAAUUUGAAACCACUGUUUAAAUCAGCCACAGUUCCCCAACUACAGACAUAACGAGGAACUGUGGCUACUUUGAAAGAAGAGCAGUGUUCCCAAUCUCCUUACAGCCACACAGGGAGAGGGUUGCUCAUGAACCAACUGUUCAUUAAUGUACUGAGAAACCAUCAUUCCUCAUUACAUCUUAACUAGCCCAUAGAGUGCAUUCAUACUACCACAGCAAUUUCAUUCCACUUUGGUUUUUGGGGGGAGAGUACAGUUGCACUCAGUUCCUACUUCUGGGCUUCCCAUGUGCACUCUGAGAACAGGAUGCUGGACCAGAUGUGCCAGGCUCCUCCAAUAGCCUUACUAAUCUCCAGAAACUUGUUUCUGAGGAAACACAGAAGGCUGGAGAAAGGUGGAUUUCUCCCAUCUACCACUUCUCCCCUUCAAAUCUCUCCACAACAUUUUUCUCCGACGUAAAGUAAGCCAGAGCAGAACCUGGAGUACAGUGGUACCUCUGGAUGUGAACGGGAUCCGUUCUGGAGCCCCGUUCGCAUCCAGAGCAGAAUGCAACCCGUGUCUGCGUGUGCACGGGUCGCAAUUUGCCGCUUCUGCGCAUGUGCGUGACGUCAUUUUGAGCGUCUGCGCAUGUGCGUGUGGCAAAACCCGGAAGUAACGUGUUCCGUUACUUCCAGGUCACCACGGAGCGCAACCUGAAAGCGCUCAACCUGAAGCAACUUCAACCCGAGGUAUGACUGUACCUGAUACUACGUGUUUCUGGUGGCUCACACUUUGCACCAACUGAGAAGAGUCUUCUCAGGUUGCCUUACAUAAUCUUGUGCCAUUUACUUUUGCAUCAGUGUUUACUUCCAAACAUCUUGCCCUGUCACAGAGAGAUUUUGUGAUAUGUUCAGAGAUAUAUUAAAGCAUCUCACAAUGCUUUGUACGUACCAGCUUCCCCCCAAUAACUGUGGGAACUGUUGUUGACCCCUCACAGGACUGCAAUUCCCAGCACCCUUAAGAAACUAUAGUUUCUAGGAUUCCUUGGGGGAAGCCAUGUGCUUUAAACAUAUGGCAUGGAUGUGACCAAAAUUUGAGGAGUCUCUUUUAAGUACUGUGCUACACACCAGCUUUGUGUCUGCAUUAUGUGUCAUAAAGCUCCUAGCAGCUGAUUGCCAAAGACAGGAGGAGGUCGUACUGCUUCCAUCUUAGGCACUCAGCCGUAGGGCUCUUUGUUUGUCAAAGAGGGGAGAUGAGGUGGCGGUGAUGGAGCAGCCUGCCAGUGGAGAAAAGCACAUUCUACUGAUGGAUUAGAUAAUACGCUGUAUGCAUGGAUACAUUGCAACAGCAUGUGGACAGGAUACAACUUUUAAUAAUAAAUAAAUGCAUUAAAACGAGAGCUCAAAAGAGCAUUCAGUAUUGUGAAUCUCUUUUUAAUAUUCAUUUAGAGGCACCCUUUGUUCUAGCUGAUCAUUUUAGGGCCUUUGGCAUCCCUGGUGAAGCUUGAAUGGAGCCAGGCACAGAGUUCUUAGGCUCAUCCAACGCCUGUCUGUUUUGGCACAAUCUGGCACCUCUCCUAAUUGUGUCUUGUAGUCUCCUCUCUGAAACUGAAGAUGCAUCGUGUUAGUCUCUUGUUCAUUUUACAAGUCCAAUGCAGGCAUUAACAGGUGUUGUUUUUAAAAAAGUGUGCUGCCUUUCUGUUUUGAUUCAAAAACUUCAUUUCAAAGCCAACGCCAUCAUUCAGUCUGUGAUCCUGACCGGCAACUAAAAUAUUCUAACAUAUUCUAAAAGUGUACAGGUUGUGCUAUUCAAAAAGUAGCUUUGCUUCAUCAAAAUGACAGUGUAAUUGCAGAGUGCUGCUGCUCUCACAGUAUGUGAUUUCAAGUCCUGAACAGCGGUAGUUAUGGUACAGAAUGGCUUUCAUUACAGAGCCAAUGGUAACGGUGAUACAGCAGUGAACAGAGGAAUUUGCUAUUUUAGCAUGUGCUGUUGUUUCGUAAGGAGCCCUUGACAUGUAAAGCCAAGGAAUCCACUGGAUCUGGGGACAAUGAAGGAGAUGUAAAACACCUGCCUGAGCCUCACAAGCUCCUGUGGCAAACACACACACACAGCCUGCACAGCCUAUUUAUUUUUUGAUAUUUGUUUGCUUCCCCACAGCAUAACGUUCUCUGAGUGCUCUUCAAUCCAGAAGUAUACAUUUAAAUAAAAAAUAAGGCAUAAACCAUAAAAUAUGCAUAAAUAACAGCAAGAAACCCAAAACUUUCGGCAAACCCUAGAUAAAUUACUUAGAAAGCCUGGGUGAACUUAAAAGACCACAAGGAUUGCAUCAGGCAAACCUACUUUAGUAGGGUGGUUCCAUAAUGGAGGUACUCCUUCCAAAACAGCCUUCUGGCUACCCACCUCAUAUCAUUCAACAGGGAAAUUGAAGCUGGGCCUCGAAAGAAGACCUUGAAGUUAUUAGGAUACUUAAAGGAGAAGCUAGCCUUUCAGAUAACCUGGUCCCAAGCUGCCUGGGGCUUCAGAGGUCAAAGCUGCACAAUAAUUGUACAUGAAUAUGGAUGGGGGCCCUGUGCAACUUGCAAAACACAGACAUCAAACUGCUCCGUUCCAGUUGAGAAUCUUGCAGUCCUGUUCUGGGCCAAUUGCUGUUCCUGAGUUAUUUUUAAAGACAGCCCCACGUAUAACACAUUGCAGUAGUUUAAAUUUCUAGUCCCGUUGCUCUUCUUGCCGCAUAAGAUCAAGAUCCUCUUUACUAUGUGCUGCAACAUCACCACUGUAAGGGACAGAUAGGAAAGCAGGCACAGACUGAUAUGCCCCUCCCUCCCCCUUUUGUAAUAUUCCAUUGACACAGCGAACACACUUGGAUAAAGUUUAAGCAGUGGGCUGGGGGAAAAACCGCAAACAUCUAAUUACUUUGUUUUAAUGAAGCUGCAGUUAUCUAGAACUAGUUGUUUUAUUAAGAGUGAUAAAUGCAUUGAGUAACAGGCAGUGAUGGAGCAGUUAUAGCUGACAAGUAAAAAUAAAAACCACAUAUUAAUAAUUGCACAUUUUGUUCUCACUGAAGUAGUUUUAAAUAUUCAUAUUUCUUUCUCUAAUCUGCCUUUCUGUUCUUAGAGGUCAGUAUGACCGGAAAAUCAGUAAACUAAAUUCCUGUUUAUCCCCAGAAGAGGGUGAAUGUUCUCUUAUUUUCAAUAAACAUUUUACAUUGUAAACCUCUCUAUGUUCCUUGGAUAAAGGGUGGUAUAGGUAUUUAGCAAACAAACAGACAACAACAUCAUGACUGUCAUGAAGGAAAAUAAAAAUAAAAACUUAAUAGGCUGAAUUACUAUUUUCCCAGGAAAUAACUAAUCAAACCAAAAUAUAUUUUAAUCAGUUAUGUUUCUGCUUUGCUGUAAAUGGAAGCAUUUUAAACAAAACAAUCUAUUCCCACUAGGGGAGCCAGAAAGACUAAAAAAAAUGUGUGCAGAAAGCCAUUAUUUGUAAUUUAAUUUCCCAUGUGCUUAAUGUUUCAUUGUACUAACCGGAAUAAAACUUUUUGCAGAGAACAUAACCUAAAAGAGACAGGCAUGCAAAAUAAUUGUCAAUUUUCUCUUGCUACUUGUAAAAUAAGAUCCUCAACACCAUGACGUCAACAAGCACAGUAAACAUAUUUAUUGCAUUUUUAUCCCUCCCUCCCUCCCUCCCUCCCUUCAAGGAGCUCAGAACAGCAACAGUCCUAUCAAUAACCUGAGGCUGAUCCUCAUGUUAUGCCCCCUACACCCUGACAGGAAACUGCAGUACAGUGGUACCUCGGGUUAAGUACUUAAUUUGUUCCGGAGGUCCGUUCUUAACCUGAAACUGUUCUUAACCUGAAGCACCACUUUAACUAAUGGGGCCUCCUGCUGCUGCUGCCGUGCCGCCGGAGCACGAUUUCUGUUCUCAUCCUGAAGCAAAGUUCUUAACCCGAGGUAAUAUUUCUGGGUUAGCGGAGUCUGUAACCUGAAGCGUAUGUAACCCGAGGUACCAUUGUUAGUGCUCUUUGUGGCAAGGGGCUGUAUGCACAAGCUGUAAUGUGCAAAGGCUGCUCACCCCACGAAUCAGCCUUAUUACCUGGAGGCUUUACAUACUUGGUGUAGUAUGUGUUUUUAGUAAUGGCUGGCAUGAAUGUGGAGGCCGAUCCUUGACAGGAAUGGCCUCCACACAUUGCAGCUUCUGCAUGCAUGCUGUCGUCAAAUGUAAGCAUUUCCAGUGGAAAAAGUGUAAGGUCUAUGACAGAUUUUAGUUGUCAGCCAUGCAGCCCUGGUAUUCUGUUGCCUUUCUGUGGUAUCUUUAAAGACCUAACAAAUUUUAUUAUGGAAUAACCCUUUAUAGACUAGACUGACUCAUCAGGUGCUUAACUUUUAGGUUAUUUGUAACAUUAAUCCUACAAUAUUCCAAUUUUCUUAAGGAACUUUUUGUUUUUUCAUGUAUUUUGAUGAGGCUUGAUAAUUUGUGUGAGAGAGAAUGAGUAAGUGAUAUGUAAAGCAUACUUAUUUCUCUUAUAUUUCAUAAAAUCAUCAAAUUGUAGAGUUGGAAGUGACCACAGGGGUUAUCUAACCCAACUUGGGGCUUGAACUCACAGUCCUGAGAUUAAAAGUCUCAUGCUCUGCCUACUGAGCUAUCUCAGGACAAACUCCUGUUGGGUAAGGGGUGUGGCUUAGCCUUGCGGAGCACAUUCUUUGCAUACAAAGGCCCCAGGUUCAAUUGCCAGCAUCUCCAGAAAGGGCAGGGAAAGUCUGCUAUCUAAAACCGUGGAUAUCUGCAGUCAGUCAAUGUAGACCAGGUGUGGGGAACCUUUGGCCCUCCACGUGUUCUUGAACAACAACUCCCGUCCUCCCUGGAUGCUGGCUGUGCUUGCAGGAGCUGAUGUGCAUUGCAGUUCAGCAACAUCUGGAGGGUCAAAGGUUUCCUGGUGCAGACAGUACUGAGCUGGAUGGACCAAUGGUCUGCAUAAGGCAACUUACUCAAGGACAUUGAUCUCUCCAACUGGAUUAGCUGUCAUGUUCUUGUUUAGUCGUUUAGUCGUGUCCGACUCUUCGUGACCCCAUGGACCAGAGCACGCCAGGCACUCGGUCAAACUCAUGCUGGUAGCUUCGAGAACACUGUCCAACCAUCUUGUCCUCUGCCGUCCCCUUCUCCGUGUGCCCUCAUUCUUUCCCAGCAUCAGGGUCUUUUCCAGGGAGUCUUCUCUUCUCAUGAGGUGGCCAAAGUAUUGGAGCUGUCCUUCCAGUGAGCACUCAGGGCUGAUUUCCUUAAGACUGGAGAGGUUUGAUCUUCUUGCAGUCCAUGGGACUCUCAAGAGUCUCCUCCAGCACCAUAAUUCAAAAGCAUCAAUUCUUCGGCAAUCAGCCUUCUUUAUGGUCCUGCUCUCACUUCCAUACGUCACUACUGGGAAAACCAUAGCUUUAACUAUAUGGAGCUUUGUUGGCAAGGCGAUGUCUCUGCUUUUUAAGAUGCUGUCUAGGUUUGCCAUUGCUAUAUUGAAAUAAUUAUUGAAACAUUUUUACGUAAUAGCUCUUCCAGUUGCGUGUACUUUCGUUUUCCUCUCGGUAGAUGAGGUUUUACUAAGAAGAUGAGUUGGGGGGGGGUUAUGUAAAAGGUUCACCUAUUGUUAUCUCAACAUUUGGCGUCAUUGUGUGCCAUCUUUAAUAUCUCUGGAAUGUUCGAGCUGGAACGAAAGGGUCACCAUGACCGCUUCUGUUAUAGCUGUUGACAAUACCUUUUUGAUAUAAUCUACAGUUAUGUGGGUUGGGUGUUUUUGUCCUUGUCAGAUUUUUCACAUGCUUAUAUCUGAAGGGCAGCAUUAAAAACAUUGUUCUAUGAAAAAUGUAAGCUAAAUAUUCUGAAUACAAAUGAAGCAUUCCAAUUUUUUUGCCACAAGUAAGUAAAGCAGUGGUUCCCAGUUAGCUAAGAAAUGCAGACCCUCUGUUUUUGAAAGGCCAAGCAAUGGACCCCCUACUUUUUUUUUUUUUUAAUAAGAUAUUUAUUGAGAUUUUCCAAAUGUUACAAUAUAAAAAAGAAAAAAAUAAUAAAAAAUACAAAAUAAAAAUGAUUAAAAACCACUCAAUUUUUCCAUUACUUAUUUUUCCUUAGCUUGUUUCCCGGACCUCCUCAUACCUCCCUUUUUUUGUAUUCCAGUUCAAUUUGUUGGUUCAGCAAAUCCUUACCCUCUUUGUUUAUCCUAAUCUUUGGUUUUAAAAUAGUAACGUUAGAUUUUUACCUAUUAACAACCCAUUUUUCAUAUUCCCUUAAAGCAUUACAGCUGGAAACCACUUAAUGUCUAUCCAACAUCAUUCUAACAUUCAUUAAUUUUACAAUAUUUCUGUAGAUAGUCUUUGAAUUUCUUCCAAUCUUCUUCCACCGACUCUUCUCCCUGGUCUCGGAUUCUGCCAGUCAUUUCUGCCAGUUCCAUAUAGUCCAUCAGCUUCAUCUGCCAUUCUUCCAAGGUGGGUAGAUCUUGUGUCUUCCAAUACUUUGCAAUGAGUAUUCUUGCUGCUGUUGUGGCAUACAUAAAAAAAGUUCUGUCCUUCUUUGGCACCAAUUGGCCAACUAUGCCUAGGAGAAAGGCCUCUGGUUUCUUCAAGAAGGUAUAUUUAAAUACCUUUUUCAAUUCAUUAUAUAUCAUCUCCCAGAAAGCCUUAAUCCUUGGGCACGUCCACCAAAGGUGGAAGAAUGUACCUUCAGUUUCUUUACAUUUCCAGCAUUUAUUAUCGGGCAAAUGAUAAAUUUUUGCAAGCUUGACUGGGGUCAUGUACCACCUGUAUAUCAUUUUCAUAAUAUUCUCUCUUAAGGCAUUACAUGCCGUAAACUUCAUACCUGUGGUCCAUAACUGUUCCCAGUCAGCCAUCAUUAUGUUAUGUCCAACAUCUUGUGCCCAUUUAAUCAUAGCAGAUUUCACCGUUUCAUCCUGAGUAUUCCAUUUCAACAGCAAGUUAUACAUUUUUGACAAAAUCUUAGUUUUGGGUUCUAACAGUUCUGUUUCUAAUUUUGAUUUUUCCACCUGGAAGCCAAUUUUCUUGUCCAAAUUAUAUGCCUCCAUUAUCUGAUAAUAAUGAAGCCAAUCUCGCACUUUGUUUUUUAAUUUCUCAAAACUCUGCAAUUUCAGUCUAUCUCCAUCUUGUUCCAGAAUUUCCCAGUAUUUCGGCCAUUUGGCCUCCAUAUUGAGCUUUUUCAGAGCUUUUGCUUCCAUCGGUGACAACCACCUUGGGGUUUUAUUUUCCAGUAAGUCCUUGUAUCUUAUCCAGACAUUAAACAAUGCUUUCCUGACAAUAUGGUUUUUAAAUGCUUUAUGUGCUUUGACCUUAUCCUACCACAGAUAUGCAUGCCAUCCAAAUACAUUGUUAAAACCUUGUAGAUCCAAAAUGUCAGUGUUUUCAAGAAGCAACCAUUCUUUCAACCAGCAAAAAGCUGCUGAUUCAUAGUAAAGUUUAAAGUCUGGCAGGGCAAAUCCACCUCUUUCCUUUGCAUCUGUUAAUAUUUUAAAUUUUAUUCUAGGCUUCUUGCCCUGCCAGACAAAUCUAGAAAUAUCUCUCUGCCACCUCUUGAAACAGUCCAUUUUGUCCACAAUUUGCAAUGUUUGAAACAAAAACAACAUUCUAGGCAAUACAUUCAUUUUUACCGCAGCAAUACGGCCCAGCAGUGAAAGCUUCAAAUUUGACCAAAUUUCUAAAUCUUUUUCACUUCAGCCCAGCAUUUUUCAUAGUUGUCUUUAAAUAAAUUCCCAUUUUUUGCUGUCAUGUUAAUCCCCAAGUAUUUAACUUUCUUAACCACUGUUAAACCUGUCUCAUUCUGAAACCUCUCUCUCUCCAUUGGUGUUAAAUUUUUCUCUAGAACUUUGGUCUUUAACUUAUUCAGUUUAAAUCCUGCAACCUGACCAAAUUCUUGAAUCAGUUCUAAAACUCUUUUAGUACUAGAUUCUGGCUCCUGUAAUGUCAAUACUAAGUCAUCUGCAAAUGCUCUCAAUUUGUACUGUUUGGCUCCGACCUGUAUACCUUUAACCAACCGGUCCCUUCUAAUCAUAUUCAGCAGAACCUCCAGGACCGAUAUAAAAGCAAUGGGGAAAUUGGGCAACCUUGUCUUGUCCCUUUUUCUAUCCUAAAUUCUUCCGUCACCACAUUAUUUACUAUUAGUUUAGCCUUUUGUUCUGAAUAAAUUGCACUUAUACCGUUUUCAAAACCUUGGCCUACCCCCAUCCCCUGUAGGUUCUUCUUCAUAAAACUCCAAGAGAUAUUAUCAAAAGCUUUCUCCGCGUCCACAAAUAUCAAAACUGCUUUAGUAUUUAUGUUCACUUCUAGUUUUUCCAAAAUAUCAAUUAUAUUCCUCAAAUUAUCGGACAAAUGUCUUCCCUGGAGAAAGCCUGCUUGGUCUUUAUGAAUCUCUUCCAUCAAUACUUUUUUCAAUCUCUUGGCCAAAAUGUCUGCAAAAAUUUUGUAAUCCACAUUAAGUAACGAUAUGGGGCGGUAGUUCUUAAGCUGAGUCUUUUCAGUCUCUGUCUUCAGUAUAAGUGUAAUGUACGCCUCUUUCCACGACUCUGGUGCCCUUUUCCCUUCCAAUAUUUCAUUGCAGACUUCCUUUAAAGGUUGUAAUAACCACUCUUUUAAAGAUCUAUAAUAUCUAGAAGUCAGUCCAUCCGGUCCUGGAGAUUUGCCUAAUUGCAUGUUUUGAAUGGCACCUUCUACUUCCUGUUCAGAUAUUUUAUAGUUCAACAUUAGUUUACUUUCUUGGGAGACUUUUUGUAGUCCAUUUGUCUUCAGAAAUCGGUCUAUGUCCAUUUCUUUCUGUGGCCCUUGUGUAUAUAGUUGUUUAAAAUACCUCUGGAAACAGUUUCUAAUCUCAGUUGGGUUGUGUAUAUUCUUUCCUUCCACUUCUAAAUUUGUAAUAGUGUUUAAUUUUUGUCUUUUUUUCAUUUGCCAGGCCAGCAAUUUCCCACAUUUGUUAGCAGAUUCAAAUGUUUUUUGUCUCAUUUGUUUAAUUUUCCAUUCUAUUUCCUGGUUCAUCAUUUCCAUAUAUUGUACUUGAUAUAACUUUAUUUCUCUCAAAAUCUCCUGCGACUUUGGUUUUGCUCUCAAUUUCUUUUCACUUUCUUUUAUUUUCCCCAAAAUUUUAUCUUUCUUCUCAUUUUGACUUCUCUUCUUUAUUGCAUUCUGUUGUAUCAGAAACCCUCUCAUGACAGCUUUGCUUGCGUCCCAGAUUACUCUUUUUUCUACAUUAGUAUUCAUAUUUAUUUCAAAAUAGUCUCUCAAGGUUUUUUGGGCCUUUUUAUACACUUCUUCAUCUCUGAAUAAGGUGUCAUUCAUCCUCCAUCUGUAGGAGCCAGUUGAUAUUAGUUUCAACUCCAUCCUUACAGCAUUAUGGUCGGAGCAGGUUUUUGGGCAGAUUUCCACUUUCUUUAUCUUUGGUGCCAUUCCUCUAGUUACCCAUAUUUGGUCAAUUCUAGUCCAUGUCAUCUUGGCUUCAGAAAAGAAGGUUCCCUCUCUUCCCAAGGGGUUCUUUGUUCUCCAAGUAUCAACUAAGUCCAAAUUAUCUGUCAUCUCGAAGAAUGUUUUCGGUAGUCUACCAUCCUUGGUAACUACCUGUCUUUGUGCCUUAUCCAUGUUUGUAGAUACUACUCCAUUCAUAUCCCCCAUCAAAAUCAGAUUGUAAUCCAAAUAGUCCAUUAAGGUCUCAUGCAACUUUUUAAAGAAUUCAGAUUUCCCCUCAUUCGGUGCAUAAAUUCCUACUAUCAAAAAUUUCUCUCCUUGAACUUGAAUUUCAAUUGCCAGAAAUCUUCCUUGGUCGUCUUUAAAAAUAAAUUUCGGUGAUAGUCUCUCCUUUGCAUAAAUCACAACUCCUCUUUUUUAACUUUGUCAGAUGAAAUAAACUCCUGUCCCAAUCUCUUGUUAAUCAGUAGUUUCCUGUGUAACAUUGUUACAUGUGUUUCUUGUAGACAAACCACGUCCAAGCGUUCCUUUUUAGUAACUGAAAAACACUUUUUCUCUUCCAAGCAGAGUUUCGACCAUUACAAUUCCAACUUAACAGUUGCAGAGCCAUGAUGGGGUUACUUCGUUUUACCUCCAACUGCGCCAAGUGUCUGUUCUUGUUCUGUCAGUGGUGUCACUUUCUCUGGACCAUGCAAUCCAAAAGAUAGGUUUGCUAUAUCUAGUAUUCCUUUUUCCAGUGCUUUUGGCUCUUCUCCAGAUUCCACUUCUUUCUGUAGAUCUUCUCCGUGAUCCUUCAAAAACCUAUCCUUGUCAUUGACUGAUCUUAUUUUUAUCUUUCUUCCUUUAUAUUUAAAGGACAGGCCUUGAGGGAAUUCCCACCUAAAGAUAAUUCUGUUACUUCUCAACAGGGCAACCAGAUCUCCGUAAUUAAGCCUUAAAUCCAAAAGAUGUUUUGGAAUAUCCUUAAAUAUCUCCACACUUGAGUCGUAAAUUUCUACAGUCUUUUGGUAAUGCAGAUUCAAGAUUUGGUCUCUCUCCUCUUUUGUUCGAAGGGUGAUCAAGCAGUCUCUCACCUUGUUCCUCCUUCCUCCUCUUCCAAGUCUAAAUGCACUCACUAUCUUAAAUCCUUCCUUUCCCAAAUCCUGUUGCCAGAAAUCUGCAAAUUCCUGCGUAAGAAAAUCAGCCAAAUUAUCUUUCUCACGUUCUGGUACAGCCCUGAUUCUUAAAUUUCUUUGUUUCUCCUUCAAUUCAAUCAUAGACAACGUCAAACCGUGGUCCUCCAAGUUGCCUAUAUAUCGGUGGUAUCUUCUCUUGAGUAGCAGUUGCUAUAUCUUUUGCUUCUUCAGCUGUCUUUCGGGUCGAAGCAGAUUCCUGUAGUAAUUUUUCAAUAGACUCUGUGUUGGUAUUCACCUUCUGUCCCAAAUUAUUGAUGCUUGUAGUAUUUUGGUCAAUUUUAACUGAUGUUUCAGCUACUUGUUUAGCUAAAUUUUCCAAAGAUUCAUUAAUUUUACCAAGUGCCUGAGCCAAAACGUCUUCGGACGACAUAACUUUUGGUUUAACUUGUGGAGGUGCAGCCCCUGGUGUUCCAGAUGGUCCAGAAGGACCAGAUGUUGAAGCCCUUCGCUGCAACGCAGUAUCUGUCCGAUAGGGUCUGCCAGACCUAGUAGUUUUUUUCCUGCGUCAACUCUAACUUUCCUCUUCCAUCUGCCAUAACAUUCUCAUGAGAGUCCAAGGUCGAUCCCACGGCUGGAAUUUGUUUUGAAAUGGAAAAUUCCUCUAGCCCAGUUGUUAUUGUAGCAAUGUCAAGCCUCCUCUAGAGGGACACAGUAACAGCCAAGGCUUGCAACUUUAAGAAAAGAAAAUAUCCUUAUAAGUUCCCCAGUUCACAUAAAAACAACAGUUUCAGUUGCACUUAAUCAGUUACUUUAAAGCCAGGAGAAGUUCAGAAACACUGUAUCUCUUUUGCAGAGUUAGCUGUCAAAAGUCCUCUGCUUACCGAUAGGCUUUCCACAGAGCGGCAUUUCUUAUCUCGGGGCAGUCCGUUCCCAGGUUUUAGGCGGUGGAUUUUAGCUCUUUCCCCCCCUUUUUUUUGCAGAUAAAUACAGUUCAAACCUUUCCCCCCUCCUCUCCUGCAAUCCGGAGGGGAGAUCACUUUCCUGAUGUUGAGAUUUAAAUCUUUUUUCAAACGUCUUUCGGAGUUUCCGCUUACAGUCUCUUUGCUUUGAUCUAUUUACAAGAAAGGAAGGCAGACUUCCUGUUUAUACCUUCCCGCUUCAGUGCUGAAUUAACUUGUUUUUCCCUUUAAAUCCAAUUUAAUCCUACUCACGGGUAGUUGCUUUCAAAGUCAGAUUGUCUCAGGAAAAAGUCAGCGCUCUCCGAUAACGGCUAUGCGUCUUCACUCCGCGGAAGAAGCAGUCGACUCUCAGCACCGCGCCGCUCACCCCGUCUCGCUCCGGAGCCCUUAAAAGGGCCCCUUCGCAGUUUGGGGGGGCGCAAAAGGUGCCCGCCGAGUCCCCACGUUCACAGGCUUCACCCGCCUGUGAUUUUUAAAGGGUCCCCGCUUCGCCGCAGCGGUCAGACCUGAUCCCGCGGAGCUGGUCCCUCAGAAACUCAGAGGGAGUCCGCCAUUACCGAUGGCGCCAACCCGGAAGUCUGGACCCCCCCACCUACUUUUUUGAUAUAUCUAUGAUAGUUUUUGUUACAUGAGUGGUGCUGCAGACCCCUCGGAUGGGUUACACACACUUCCUGGGGUCCAUGGACCACCAGUUGGGAACCACUGAACUAAAGAAAUAGAAUUCAAUCUGUCAUGUGUCACUAGGUCCAAGGUACCUGUUGUCUUCCUACUGCUCUUAUUAAGUAAAACAUUUAUGAGUCACCUUUCCACUCAGAAACUAAGCACCCAAGGCUAUAUUCAACCAGGUAUUUACAGGCUGACAUGGCUGCUUUUCUGGAAUCCUAAGCUCUUGGGUAUUUUCCCAGUAUUGUGGCUGUGUGUGUUUGUGUGUCUUUCUCUGGGAUUGUAUUUAGUCCAGGCAUUUUGAAGCUUUGUUAUUGUUGUUCCCUGCCACUGCCAGUCAGUUGGCUUAAAUGAUUUCACUGAGGGGAAAACAGCAGGCUUGGGAGAUAUACAAUCUGAGGUGCUUCAGUAUACCCACAGCAGGGUGCAGGAAGCAAGGCAAGUUGGCAGCCACUGUGUGCUAACAAAAGCUGACAGAUUAACUCCUGGGGGUGGGGGAAGUGACUGUGAAACUUCUUUAUUUUCUCCAUCAUUUGCAGUGAUCAUUUGUCCGUAUGGCCCACUGUAAUUGUUCAAAGCAAAUUAAUGUUUGGGGGAAACCAUUUGUCCUCUUCUUUUGAACAUCAUCUUAAGAAGGUUCUAAGUUGUCAUUCAUUUUCCAUUUCUUUUUAUUUUGAUUACACACCUUAGGUACAUGCAGUACCCAGGUGCUCUGGAUAUGCUAGACAACAAUGACGAUAGAGUUAUCUGUGAUGUGCAUAUGAAGUACUUCAGGGUAGAAAUAGUUUCAAAUUCAAGGGGUACCAAGAUUAAUGCAGCAAUUAUCAUCAAAUGCUGUUUGGUUGUGAGGUUAUUUAUGGGGCACUUAGAGCCUAGGGCUUGCCGAUCAGAAGGUUGGCGGUUCAAAUCCCCACGAUGGGGUGAGCUCCCAUUGUUCGGUCCCAGCUCUUGUCCACCUAGCAGUUUGAAAGCACACCAGGGUUCAAGUAGAUAAAUAGGUACCGCUCCAGCGGGAAGGUAAACGGCGUUUCCGUGCGCUGCUCUGGUUCGCCAGAAGCGGCUUAGUCAUGCUGGCCACAUGACCCGGAAGCUGUCUGCAGACAAACGCCGGCUCCCUCGGCCUAUAGAGCAAGAUGAGCGCCGCAACCCCAGAGUCGUCUGCGACUGGACCAGGGGGUACCUUUACCUUUUUACCUUUAGUAAAUGACUAUCCCUUCUUGCUGCCCAUUUCUAGCUUCAUUGUACGUAGGUAGCCUAGCAGUCCCUGGCAAGAUGUUUCCACAGCUGAGGUCUGUGAUCUGCCACUUUGCGCAUUACACUGGCCCCAUGGAUGCUGAUGGAGUGACUCCUACAUCUGCAAAAAUCUCACCAACUGUAAAGUGUGAAUUUGCCCUCUCUGAGUUAAUAGUAUCAUCACUUGUCUAUACCAGCUGCCUAAAAUAUCAAUUGUUUGAAUUUUUAGAAAUGUUCCCUAGGCUAAUGAUAGUGUAUAAGAAUUUAUAGCACCUUAAGGAUAGGACAGCACAAAAACAAUUUUUUAAGAAUCUCCUUUCUGAAAUUGGAUUUAUUGGACUGUUGUAUAAACCAGUGGCUUUUAUUUCCAGAAUGAUUUUUUAGAGUACUGGUUAUUACAAUAUUAUGUGCAAGUUUAAAAUCGGUCUAGAAUAGACAGUAAGAAAACAAAAUAAACAUACUAAUUACUUCAUAUCGGUAAUGCAAAAUCUGUUGAAAGACCAAUUCCUAUCAGUGCCUAUCAGUUUCAGAAGUUGACGCUGCUUGACUUCUUUUUACAAAAAGCUUAUAUACAGGAUGUUUAUUAUACAUUGUUAUUGUAGAAAGGUGCCUUGUUCUUGUAUCACUUUAAAUCACAGAUGAAGUAAGGUGAAUGUACAGCAUGCUGGUGUAUGAUGCUGAAAUCAUGGGCGCUUGGUUCUUCCUUUGUUCCUGCUGCCCCUGAACUGCUGGGAGCUAAGCUCUGAUAUGGCUGAAGCUGAACAUUUGAAGAUUCUGGACAUAUAAGAGAAAGUUAUUCAUGCAGCACACGAUUAAACUAUUGCACUAGCUCUCUCAGGAGAGAGUGAUGGCCACCAAUUUGGAUGGCUUUAUGGCUACUAGCUUCAAUGGCCAUGUUCCACUUCCUUUAACUGCGGUUUAAAGUGACAUGCAAAUGAGAGUAUUAAAAAAGACUAUCUGCUGUAAUGUGCGCAGCCUACUAUGGGCUUUCGAGGAAUAACGCAGGAUAGAAUAAUAAUGUUAAAUGAUGAUAAUAUAUAUUAACAAUUUCUUAUUUCAGAUUUAACAAGUCAAGUAGAGACAAUUGAGCACAAGUUCCAGAAAGCAGCUGCCGAAAUCAGCCAUUAUAAAGAACUAUCCGUGUAAGACACUUAAUUUUAUUCAUAUCAGGUAUAAAUUUUAUUCAUAACAGGUAUCUUUUUUUCUGCCUGAUUCCCCUAUAAUUAUGUGCUAAAAUGUAAGAGAUAAUGAAUACUAGGUUAGUUUACUGAAGUCUGCUAAGGACAGAGAGUAGUGUUGAUUUUUAUUUUCAAGGUAUAUAAGACAUGGAACAUAUUGUUGCAUGCAGCCUCAAUCUCCUUUCACACCACCCCAAUCUCUGAGUGGUGCAAGAUUCCAGGGUUCAUGUUUCCUUUCAGAAUGAGGCUGCAGUGUCUUUAAGAUACAGGGUUUAUUUACACAUAUAUACAACCUGAGCCUACAAUGGAGGGGUUCACAGCAUUAGCACCUCAUGAGGGUCUUGUUUCUCCCAUAGUCACAGCCUUGGAUUCAGACAGACACCAUUGCUCUCUCUCCCUGCCCCCAGCUUGCUGCUUUCCUUCUCAGUGACAUCACUUCUCUAACCUAAGCUACGGCUUUAUCUCUUAAUAGCCCAUCACCUCACGGCAAACUAGCCUAGUUCAAUUAAGUUUUAACACUUACUGUUUCCAGGGGAUUAGAAGUGUCAAGCACUCAGCUUAGCACCCCAAGCCUUAAUUAAAUCUUAACAUCUACUGGACCCAGGAAUUUAGGGCAGUCUGGGACCCACAAACUCAUAACACUAUUUUAUUAUCUUUGUGGUGCCUUAUUACGUUGUAGGUUGUUGUCCUCUUCUGAUCCCAUGAAGCAACCUAUCUUAGUGAGCAACUUGUUCCAAGGAGAGCUGGAAAUGAAAUGAACCCUUUUGAUCUCCUAUGUUUCCUCUUAUUUUGGAGAGCAAUAGUCUUUUAAAGAGAGAGACACCUCUCUUAUUGUGCUCCUGGAUUUUCCACUUGGUGUGUACUCCCUGCACCAUUGUACUGUAGGAGUGGGGGACACUCAGUUUCUCAGGCCUGGAAAAAAGUCAAUCAUUGUAUCAUUUUACUGUUGUUAGCCGCUCUGAGCCCGGCUUUGGCUGGGGAAGGUGGGAUAUAAAUAAAAUAUUAUUAUUAUUAUUAUUAUUAUUAUUAUUAUUAUGAGUUUCCCGGCUGUGGUCCUAUGGGUCUUGGUGCUGCCUGCCAGUCUUAGCUUCAGUGGACUCCUGAACACCAGCAUCAUGCUUAGAGCCAGAAACCCAGGCCGCCUCCUCUGCUGGUGACCCUGUAACUUCCAACUCAAUAUCCUUGCCACUGCUAGAUUUGGGGAUCAAGAGAGUUAACGAGGUUAUACGCAUAGUGUAUUUUUGAAUGAGUAGAGAAGUUAGAAAAACAAUUCAGGAGAUACUGGGAAUCUUUUACACUGUAAGGAAGUUGAACGUAGCAGCCCUGCUGGAUGAAACCAAAGGCCCACUGUCUGCAAACAUGGAACUCCAUAGCCAUUGGUUGGGCACUUUAAGGCUCCUGACUCUGCAGUGGCAGCUACGUCUCUACCUGCCCGACACCUGAAGGCACAUAUUAUGUCACGUGUGGGUCAGGCUGAUGUGAUUUGUGGGAAGUGACCAGUAUGGACAAAAGCCCAUUUUUGUUUCAGAUUUUGAGUACAUGGCAUCUGGCACUACAGUGAUAAGGAACAGUGGCACACAAACCCUCUCACUCUUCCAACAUACAAUUUCCAGCAGCAAGGUGGUGGUGGUGGUGGUGGGACCCAUUUGUACAAAGUGAAUGCAAGAGCCACAAAGAAAACAGGAAAUCCUGCCAAGUCAGAGUAUAGAGCUCAUAAAAGGAACAAGCGAGGCUGAGAUCUAAGUGAAAAACACCUGCAGGCACCCAAAGUCAAGGCAGAUGCUUAUAUAAGAGGUGCAGAAAAGCCUGCCGCAAAAUAUGGGUGGAGAAUGCACUGCGAGCGAGUGGCUGCUUGGCUUGUUCAGACCGCAACACAGUCCUGUACGAAGAAGCCCAAACACUUGCCCUACAAGAGGGAGGCCUGCCACUGAGCAUGUGGAAAUGAUAUAGCCGGUAUAAACAGACUUUAGUGAAAGAAACAUUAUUAGCAAGAAUGGUGAAAAGUUCAUUACCCAUAAUAGCCAGUUCCGGUUAAAUGAUAAAAUCCAUUGGCACCGUCACAAGAAUCAUCUUUCGGGGUCAGACCAAAUGGUCCACCUAGCCUAGUAUCCUGUCUACAACCUCCAUUGGUUCUAAUAAAUCCAAGGGAAGAGGUUGUUUGUGGUGUAUCACGCUCCCAGGGGAGCUUUUCGGCUCCCUGCAACCCCUGCUUGUGAAGGCCAGAGAAUCCUCACAAGAAGGACAAAUUGUCAGAUCCCUUUUCGCAUUGCUGGAUGGGCUAUGCACACAAGCACAGGUCUUAUAAGAGCUACCUGUACCGAGUCAGACCAUUGGUCUUUGCUUCAUCUGCAUCAACACUAUUAACACUGACUAGUCAUAGCUCUUUAAGGUUUCAGAAAGGAGACUUUUCCAGCCCAUCCAGGAAAUAUCUGGGGUUGAAAUUUGGACCUUUUGCAUGGAAAGCAUAGCAUGUGCUCUCCCACUAUCAUACAGUUCCCGGCAUUCACUAGAUACAGUCAUGAUUAGUAAUAUUUGCCCUUAAUACUUUUUUCCUUGCUAUAUAAAAAGUGGACUUUUAACCAUAACAAAUUCAGGAGUGAAAUUCCUUUUUAUAUUUGUGGUGCAUUUUACAUUCAGAGGUAGUGUACAUGCAUUGUUAUUUCAAAAAACAGCAAUCAGCAUUCUUUUCAACAGGCUUUCCUUCCUUGAAAUAUAUAUAUGGUUUCUUUAUGACAUGUACGUUCUUGCAUUCACAUUUGGGGGGGGGGGAGUGGAAAAUCAAAUCUACAAAUACCCUGUUGCUAAGCGUUCCAAAUAUUUUAACAGUAAUUGAAAUGAAAAACACAGUGAUUGCAUAUUCAUAAAUAUACCAUAAUGAGUUUCCAUAAUGAGUCUGGGUCUAAUUUAGCGAAGUAGUAUAUUCUAUUUCAGUUUAAGUAUAAAUAUAAAGAUUAACUAGAGUUAUUAAUAGGUGAAGUAAUGUUAUAAUGAUGAUAAAUGUCUCCAAGUUUCCAGCUUUAGUGGGGUUUGAAUUGUUAUGCUGCUUGCCUGUUUUCAUUCCUGACUUACUGAAAAACCAGCACCACAAAUUCAGUGUUUGGUGGUUGCUACAGUAAAUGAUCACAUACUAGGUUUAAAUUACAUUGAGAACAUACACUGCCUGCAUUUAAAGUGUCAGGCAGCACACCACUCAUUUGUAAUACAUGCCUGCCAACUUUCCCCCCAAUCUGAAGUCCCAAUCUUCCCUAUUGUUUCACCUAUAAUUACCAUAAGAAAAGACAAGAAAAUUAAGGAUAGAUUAAUAUAUUCCUAAAUAUGUGCCUAAUUUAUAUUUCAGAACUGAGCAGUGAAAUAACAUUCUGGCUGACCUUAACCAGCAGACUAGCAGUGCAUCCGUUUCUGUGUGCCUGCCUUCUUCUGUGGAGCUCUCAUAGUCUUCUCUACUUUUGCAUCAAAUAUUGGUGGUGUUGAGUCUGGCAUCAUAUGAAACAUUUAGCCUAUUCAGCCAGAGACCAGGAGCAGGCCUUGAGCAUGGUUUCUCCCUUGUUCCCUACUUCCCUCUAGUUUCCUCCAGGUGAGAGGGAAGUGUUGUGCUCCAAUAGAUGCAGCCUUGCAUGAUACACUCACCAGCUUUCUCCUGCUCUGAGAAGAGCUGAGGAGGAAGCGUGCAGUGUGAGCUGGUGGCGGCUGGUGAUAUGUGAGGCAAAGUGGGAAAAUGAGCUUCUGAGUGGUACCAAAGGGAAGGCAGCCCCGCAGUCUUGUGGUGGUGAUUGUGUGACAUUUGUAGAAGCAAAGAUGAUUCAGUCAGAACUAGCCAUCAGACAGCUUCAGUGACUGACCAGCAGUGCUCAGUGUGGGCUGCUGACACCAUGAACCAUCUCCCACAGCAGGAGUGAGCCUGUUGAGCUGGGCUUUAGGACCCACCCAGCGGCUGGUGAUGUAGACCAGAAAAUGGUAUUUGACUGCUGGUGGUGUAAGUUCAAGAUCCCCUCCCCACCCCUGUCUAACCCUAGGCAGAUUCUCAGGAGACGACGAAUGAAUGAGUAGGCUCAUAGAUUUAUUUAAAAAAACAACAACAAACCAGUCCAUGUUAAAUCCACAUAGACAUUUUAAACAACAAUAUCAUUUUUUUCUCAAUAGGAAAAGGCCUUUCACAGUUCAACCCCAAAACCACAGUAAAUAUUUAAAGCAGUUAAUUUUCUGAUCUGAAUAAAGAAGUGCAUGUCCAACCAGCCCUGGCAAAACAGUUGUUCUGUCAGACCAAGUGAUGGUUAACAAAGAGAUAACUAAGCAAUGUGUCCAUGCUCUGUGUGCACAGAAUCUGGAACAUGUUGGAGGGACUUUCUCUGUCUAGUAGACGUCAGUUAUUAUCACUCUUCAGCAGACAUUUCCAGCAAGAAUGAUCACCCAGGGGCCUGGCUCCAUUUGGGCGGCAUACUUGCCGAGUACAAUAAGAAAUAUCCCUUUUCCUCCUACUUCAUUUUCCAAAGCUCAUCUUCCAUUCAUGCCUUUUGAUUUCCAUCUGCAAGAUAGAACAGAAAGUUUCGUUUUACAGAACUUCCAUAGAAGAGAGCAAAAACUGGAAGCGAUUGUAAUUUGAAAUUGCAGCUCAAUCAUGGGGUGAGAAUGCCCAGUUCCCUUUGUUACUUCAUCAGCGGCGCUGCAGAAACGCUUUUCCUCUGAAGUGUUGUGUAGUUAUUCAGUAAAUAGUCAUUUAAGCUAGCCAUUCAUGUAAAGACAUGGUGGAUCGCACUGAUAGUGGCUCUGUAACAAGAACAACCUGGCCAGGAUUAAUCAAAGCAAGGAAGGAAGUGGGUUGGUGCCAGCAGGGGGUCGCUAUCUUGACGCAUGCCCUGGGGGUGGGGGCUACAAAAUGCCCCUGAGGCUACAGGAACAAUUGGAAGGUAAGGGAAUUGGGAGGUCUGGUGAUCUUGUCAGCAGAAGAGCCAAGCAAAUUUCUCCUGUCUGCUCAAAUAAAUCCCACUGAACCUGGAUCACUAGGGCAAACAGGAGAUCAAGGAAACGUCUGGUGAGAAGAUAAAUCCUUGGAGUUUCUAUGUAGGCAGGGACUCAGGUACCUGGAGAUGGAUGCAACUUCUGAGGCUGUGGGGAUGGGGCAGGCCUCCUAAAUCUUUCACACUAGAACCCUUGGCAUAUUGAUUAAACUUUACCACAUAAAUGCUUUGUUUCUUUACUUGCUUUUCAUAUACUUCCAGUUGAUGUGCCUAGCAGAGGCCCUUUUCAUCUAUGGUAAGGUGUGUGAAUAGCGAGGAAGGGCUUUCAUUUACCUAAUGUGGACGGUUGAAAGCUGUUCAACAGUGGCACAGUCUCCCUUGGGAGGUUGUGGACUCUCCUUCCUUGAAGGUUGCUAAGCAGACCUUGGAUGGCCAUCUGUCAUGGGAUGCUUUAGCUGAGAUUCCUGCAUUGCAAGGGGUUGAGUGCUUAGUGCAGAAAGUCUUUCCUAUUCUAAUUACCGUAUUUUUUGCUCUAUAAGACUCACUUUUUCCCUUCUAAAAAGUAAGGGGAAAUGUGUGUGCGUCUUAUGGAGCGAAUGCAGGCUGCACAGCUAUCCCAGAAGCCAGAACAGCAAGAGGGAUUGCUGCUUUCACUGCGCAGCGAUCCCUCUUGCUGUUCUGGCUUCUGAGAUUCAGAAUAUUUUUCUUGUUUUCCUCCUCCAAAAACUAGGUGCGUCUUGUGGUUUGGUGCGUCUUAUAGAGCGAAAAAUACGGUAAUUCAAGAGGGUUCUGGAAGCUUCUCUGUGUGAAAUAAACAAGCAGAAGGUUUGUGAUGUUUGGGUUAUUCCUUCAGAGAAGCUGAGUACAGCUGGCUUAAACUGUUUCUGUUAUCUCUGUCAAGGUCAUGCUGACAAUAAUAGUAAGGCCAGAAGGAGCCUGGGUUUCACUCUUUUCUAUCUCUCUUUCCAAGUGGUGUGGUGUUUUUUAUAUAGUAUGCUUAAUAUUAAGGUUUAGUCUUAUUAUAAGUUAUUGUAAGUGUAAGUCUGCUGCAACUGGAUUUCUUAUGAACGGUGCCAAUCCUGAAUGUAUUGGAUUUGUGACCAUUAUGCUCAUUUGCCUUCAGUAGCAGUCAAACUCUGCUGGAUGAAAUAUUAAUUGCCUCUGGUCUAUUUUGGAGGAAUCCUGCAACGUGUUUAAGUUUUUACUCUGCUAACUAUACGUUGAGGUUCUACUCUGGAUCAGUAUUGAGUAGGAUACAUUACAGAACUAGAUGACCCUUGGGGUUCUCUUCCAACUUGAAUUCUAUGAUUCUAGGAUCCUACGUACUUUGUGCCCCUUCUCGUACUUUCCUCACUUUCCGCACAAGGAUGAUCAGUUGUGCAGCUUCGCAGGUUCAUACAGAAAAAGUUCUAUUCCCCCCACAAAAUCUAUAUUCUCAGCUGCCCACCUGUACAUAUAUAUCACAAAUGGCAACUUCAGUGACAUCUGAAGCAACCAGGUUGCUUGGAAGAAUGGCAGCUUGCCCAUGGCUAACAGCAGCAAGGUUCCUGAAAUAUUUAUUCUACAAAAACAAGUCUCUCUCUCUCUCUCCCUGUUUGUGUGUUGUAGCAGCAGCAGUAGCAGUACUGAGUUCACUGUUUUGACCUUAUUCCAAAGUUUAUCAUGCAUUAUACUUCCUCCUUUUAGUUUUGGUACUCAGAAUUAGGUGCUUUUAGUAUAUAAUUAGCAGCAUUCAGACUAAAUUAGCAUCUGUGGUGUCAAUGUCAUGGAUUUACAGCUAUAAUCUUUGAAUAUUUGAAUCAUGUUGCCAAAGAAUAUCUAUACAUUUCAAAGGAAUACCUACUGGCAACAUUAACACAUAAUGAUAUUAAGUCAAGACAUCAUUUUUCCAUGCCACAUGAAAUGGCUGUAGAACUUUCUUUUGAACUGAAUGCUUGAAUUCAGCAAUUACAUAAAUCAUUGUGACAGCCUGCUCUGGAAAUCAUUGACUUGACAAAUUUCAAAAGAAAUUCUUUAGACUUAAAGGUCUUCUGACAUUCUUUAGCAAAUGUAUUUACUUUCAUGUAGCAGUUAUUUGACAAUAAUUAGGUAUAUGAAUCAUUGGACAGUUGGCUAAUUCUUUUUUUACUUCUGAAAGUAGAAUAAAAGGAAUGAAUGAAAAGGCGUUCAAAAUUCUGUCUUCAUUUUUUUAAAAAGAAACACAAAGUUACAGAAUAUAUGUAAUUAUGUUCACUACAUCAGCACCAAAGUAAUUAAUUUGACAACCGGUAUCUUACAUACAGCAAUAAAUUGCAACUACAAUAAGCUGAUACCUUCAUUAGAGUCCAGUAGGCAAGAAUGACUGCUUAACCCUUUUUUUUGUACUGUUAAUUAUUCAAAAUUGAGAAGAAAGCAACAGACACCUGCAGAUAGGCAGAGAGUGCUGUUGCACAUACCAUCUCAGACAAGGGUCAGGUGCCACAAAUGUGAUAGCAAGGUUCCAUCUGAUUCUUGUCUGAGUUGCUCUCAGUGCUGAGCCAAGUUUUUGAAAAGUAUUGCUAUACCAUUUAGACAUCAGUUCCUGCCUUUAUCUGUCCCGACCCCAUUCAUGUUGCUGCCUGAAGCAUGUCGUUUUUACCCUGUUGCCAAGUAGCAGGGUUGGCCCUGACCAUUCGUAGACUACCAUCCCCAUUUGCUUCUUGGCUGAGCUUCCAGUUUGCCUCCAGAUCCUGAGUUCUGACAGUACUGUGGGAGAACAGUGGGAGACUGGAAAGGUUUGAAGUCAUAGCAAGUGUUUGAGGUUGGAAGAGUAUGUCUUUAUACUCCGAAGGCCCUACCUUAAUCUGUAGAAGCCACACUUCUGGUACUGUUGUGCCUUACUUUCAACCUAUAUUUUGACAAAGCAGGAUGAGGAAACGGUCAGCGAAUGUGUUUGCACUAUUUAUCACAAACAGUAGAUAAGAAAAAAAAGUUGAACUUUGUCAUGGAUGUGAAAAGGAAAAGGAAAAGUACAAAAACAAAAAACGUGGAAAUAGAAAUUUUAAACAAAACCUGUCUAAUGCAGAGACUUCAAAUGACUUAUUAUUAUUAUUAUUAUUAUUAUUAUUAUUAUUAUUCCCCACCUAUCUGGCUGGGUUCCCCCAGCCACUCUGGGUGGCUCACAGUAUACCGUAUUUUCCGCCCCAUAGGACGCACUGGCCCAUAGGACGCACCUAGUUUUUGGGGGGAGAAAUAAAGGGGAAAAAAAUUAUUUCCCCCCCAGGUGCGGGGCUGGGGUGGGGGAAGCCUGAGCUUCCCCCGACCCCAGCCCCCAGAACAGGCUGCUAUUCGCUAGCCGUGGGAGAGCCGCGCGACUUUGCGCGGCUCUCCCACGGCUAGUGGAGCACUGCACGAAGCCCGAAGCUUGGAUAGCUUCCUGAAGCCUGGAGAGCGAGAGGGGUCAGUGCGCACCAACCCCCCUCGCUCUCCAGGCUUCAGCGAAAGCCUUCAUUCGCCCCAUAGGACGCACACACAUUUCCCCUUCAUUUUUGGAGGAGAAAAAGUGCGUCCUAUAGGGCGAAAAAUACGGUAUAUCAGAACAUACUAAAACAUCAAGCAUUCAAAACUUCCCAAUAAUGUAUCCACAGCAUGUUGUUGUUGUUGUUGUUGUUGUUGUUGAUAUUUAUAUUUAUAUUUAUAUUUAUAUUUAUAUUUAUAUUUAUAUUUAUAUUAUCCCGCCCAUCUGGCUGGGUUAUGCGUAUGAAAGAAAAACUCAGCACAACACAUGAGAGGUUCCAAAUAUUCUUCCGUGGAGUUCUUUGAGGACCUGGAAUGCCAGACAUGUUUCAGUUUGGUCAGCCUUAGUCAGUGGUGUGUAUAGUGGUUCCUUAUGCAUGAGUUGAGCUGUUUCCAAAUAUUGGUUAUAGCAAUACACAGCAGGCAUUUGCCUUGUCCAAGUUAUGCAUUUCCUACUGGGCUUAUCUUUGAAAGUGAUGUAAUGCUCCUGCAAUACGCCUGGAUUUUUAGUUAAUGAGACAUUUGUUAAGUACAAAAUCUAAACAAUAAAUUAGUCAAAGUACAAGCCCCACAUCUUUAUACAAAUGCAGAGUUUUCCGAUGCCACGAUGUGACUGCUCUCUCUUUCUGGUUGAUUGGAUUAAUCAUUGAGUCCUCAUUCUGCCUUACCUGUCAGAAACGAUGCCAGGUCUGGUAUAGUUUUUUGUGACAUCAAGUCAGAAAAGUCAAGUAUUAGUUAUUCUGAGCCAUCCUGAUUUAAAUCAGUCCAGGCAAAGAAGAGCUCUAUGCAGAUCCUUCACCCCACUCCCUAGCCUACCCAUAUAUUUUAAGGAAAGACAACACUUGUGAGCAAAACAAUCCAAAGGGACAUGUCUUUUAAAACCUGGAAAAACUGCUGGAAUUAUAGGGAAUGGACAGUGUGGCAUUGUACUACUGCAUCAUAAAGAAUUUGUUAUCAAGAAUUUAAUAAUAAUAAUAAUAAUAAUAAUAAUAAUAAUAAUAAUUAAUACAUUAUUAUUUAUACCCCACCCAUCUUUACCCACUUUCUGCUUGCCCUUUAUUUCAGAUUCUCAUUUCCUCAUCCUGUUUUCAGCUCCUACUAAGUGACAUAGUACACUUCCUUUGUAUGCUCAUCUAACCUUUAGCCAAAAGGGUAUCUAUCAGAAACAGGCCACAGCCACGCAAAAAACAUCAACUCCUAUGAUAAGUACCUCUCCUGACUCUGUCCUAAUACUUUUUCUGAAUUUUUGGAUAUGGAAGAGUAUUGCUCGUAAUUUCAUUCAGGGUGCCAAUAAUUUGGAGCAUCAGCAAGGAAAUGUAGUCACCGCUUAAACAGAAGGGAUGUGUGCAUGUGUUUACAGUGGCCUUCAAAGUCAUUCUUGUUGCAGAUUUUUUUAAAAACAGUUUUAAUAAUCCCCCAUCUAAAGCUACAUAGUCAAUGUAAGUAUGUACUGAAACAAAAUUCAGUUGCGGUUUGUUUUCAGAACACGAGAAGAGCUCGCCUGACUCAGACAGAAAAUCUACUUGGUCCAGCAUUUUUUCCCCACAAGCAGGGCAAAGGUGCAAAAACACUCUCCUGUUUGUAUUUUGCCAAAAGGUAAAAUAAAACAUCUUGAGAGCAUUAACAAAUAAAGGCUACUGCAUGAGAAGGAUUCUGUUGAUUUUUUAAAGGCAAGUAGAUUUAUAAUACUACAUUUUAUUUUCUAGAAAGAAGUCAAAAGAAGUUGAAGACUAUCAAAGUGAACUCCAGAAACUGACAUCUGAAAUUGGAGCAUCCACAUCUCAGUAUGAGUCAGAAUUUAUUACAACUGUAUGCAGAUGCUGCUCUGAAAUAUGGAAAAUCAAAUUAUUCUAUUCACAUGAUGGUUUUACCGACAUUUUUCAUUUAUCUUAGUUUUUCUCCUCUUUUGCUUUGUGCUGAUUUUCUGUUUUUUAUUCUCAUAUCUCCUCUUCUUCCCCAACCCUUUUAUGAUAACUCCCUUUCCCCUCAUCAAUUUCUGUAAAAUGUUUACAUUUUUAAGGCACAGAAUUAUUAAUAACAAAUGAUGACAAUAGUAAUGUAUCAUGCUCUCUUUCUUGUGCUGUUUUAUAUAUUUCAUCAGUACACAGUCUGUUCACACUGACUUAACUACACUGGUAUAAUGCAGAAGAGUUAUUUGCAUAGUGUUCGCAUUUACUGUAAGGGCCAUGUCAGAAUACAUUUUAUAUAUGCUUACCGACUGCUUCGGUUAUUACAUGCGGUCUUUUUUUUGCGUUUAGGUUUGCUAAUACCCUGAAAGAGCGAGAAGAGUCUUUGCUUGCCUGCCAACAAGCAUCUGGACGUUUACAGGAAGAAGUGAUUGAGAAAGAGAGGAAAGAAGGAGAGCUAAAAAAACGCACCGACCAUUUGGAGAGCGAACUGGAAAUGAUUAAGAGUCUUCUCAAGCAGCGAGAGGAAGAAGUGGUAAUGCUUAGGCAAGAAAGGUAAUCAGAAAUGACUUGCCAUGCAUAGCGUUACAGGACAGGAUGUUCUGCCUAGAUUUUAUUUCUGAGAAUAUCAUCGAACUGAAAGUCCCCUACAAGUUGACUCUUCACAGUCCUCCACACCCAAAAUAAAUCAUUACAGAGCACAGCAUAUUAACUGUGCACGGAACUAAUAAUAUUUUAAAUAAUAAGGGGGGGAAAAAUAUUUUUAGGACAAGCCUAUUCCCAUUGAACGCAGUAAGGCUUAAUCUCUAGUGGGUGUGUUUAGGAUUUCAGCCUUAACUGCAUAGGAUUAGAACAGAAAUGCUGACCCCAAUCUAAAAGAAAUUAAUCAUGUUUAAAUCCCACUUAAGUCAUCAAGAGAACUUUGUGACAGCUAACAAACCCCAUCUGCAUGAUGUGAACUGCCCUGAGAUUUACCAAUGAAGGGCGGCAUACACAUUUACUAUAAAUAAAUUAAUUGGUUUCCAGUGGUAAAUCAUGACUGAUUUCCUCUGGAUAUAGUACUUAAAAUGUCUCAGAUGCUCCACAUACUACGACCACCACUUAGCAGCAAUCUGUGUGGAGGGAGAAUUCACAUCUUUACAAGUGUCCUCAGAGAUAGCUCAAUUGGUAGCGCAUGAGACUUAAUCUCAGGACCGUGGGUUCAAGCCCUGCAUUGGCCAAAAGUUUCCUGCAUCGCAGGAGGUUGGACUAGAUGAUCCUCGUGGUCCCUUCCAACUCUACAAUUCUAUUAGUCGAUUGUUCUAUAAGUGGAUGUUUCUUGGAAGGCCUGCACUGCCCCCUGCCUUCCACCAGCAUCUGAAAUUAAGGAUGUGGGGCCCCAACCACCUCAUUUGCUAGCUGCUCAGCAGCAGUGGCUAUUUCCUGCCCUCCACAACCACCCUCCAUGAUCACUGCUGACAUCUCUGGGAGAUGAUUCAGUAAUAUUGUCCACAUGUUGCUGAUGGGGACCUAGUAGCUUAUCUCAAGCAACCUAGUGAGUUCAAGGCAAACUUGAUGUUUGAAUGAUGCAGUAGUUCACAUCAGACACAGGCAUCACAUCAGAUCAGUUCUCAGCUACGACAUAUCUGUUUCAGUGAUGAUAUUCACGUAUAACAACUAUGUUCAUCUCUCUCUCUCCCUCUCUCUCUCUAUAUAUAUAUUUAAAAGCUUGUAAAAUCGUUCCCUGCCUGUUUUUCUAAGCAUGCUAUCCUUUGAGCGAUCUUUCUGGUUCUUCAAAUAAUGGUAUCUUCAAAUAAUGCUUGCAAUGAAAUGACAUAAGAACAUAAGGAGAGCCCUGCUAGAUCAAACCAAAGAACCCACCUAGUUUAGCAUCCUCUUCUCACACUGGCCAAUGAGAUGCCUAUGGGAAGUUUGAAGUGAAUCAUGAGGGCAAGAGCACUUUCUCCACUUGAGAUUCCCAGCAAGUGAUGAAGAACUUAACCACCAAGAGCUGUAGUCAAUGCUAGUCCUACUCAGAGCAGACCCUUUGAAAUGAAUGAGCAUGACUUUAGUUUCAUUAAUUUCAAUGGGUCUUCUCUGAGUAGGGCUAGCAUUGGCUACAACCCCAGGGUUAGUAGCUAGGGAUAGCCAUGUCCUCCAUUAAUUUGUCUAAUCCUGAAUCUAUUAUCCUCAGUAGUGCAGCAUCAUUUAUACAGCAGGUGUUUUCAUUUUCAUAAGAGUGCAAGCAAAUAAUUAUAAUUGUCUAGUGAACACCUCAUUUCUGCCGAACUCACUUGUCAAAUUUGACCCCAAGUCAGAUCCUGAUAAAAAAUGUAGUCUUUGGAGCUAAAAUGGCUUGCCACCCCUGGCUUAAAAUCUCUAGCUAAGAAGAGUCCACCAUCUUCUAAGGCAGACCCUUCCACUGAAGCUGAGAUUGGUUCAUUUCCUUCAUGAAAAAAACACCCAUGGAGCAUCUGUGUGGAUUUUGCAGAGCUUUCGACAUAGUUCUCUGCAUGCAUUCUUCAGAGGGAAACCAUUAACAGUGAAAUUGGCCCAUAGUGGUGGUGUUUAAUUUGACUACAUUACCUAAGAUGUGAAUUCUGCAGACUGAUUCAACAUCUACUGACAAUGGGUUUUGGAUAGGCUCUUAAAGGUUCUUUAAUCCUUGCUGGUCAUUGACCGUAUUAAAGAUAUUUAUUUUAAUCCAAGCUCCCCCAUAGCCGCCCUAUACUGAGUCAGACCAUUGGUCCAUCUAGCUCAGUACUGCCAACACUGACUGGCAGUGGCUCUCUAGGGUUUCAGACAGUGAGUCUCUCCCAGCUCUACCUGGAGAUGCUGGGGAUUGAACCUGGGACCUUCUGCAUGAUUUAUAAAAUUUUCAAACUGUGUCCCAGUGAAAUACUGUAACAUUACCAAUUUAUUCAAUACAGUAGCCCCAGUAAUACCAUGUUUCUGCUCUGUAAAGGGCCCCUAAGUGGAAACACAACGUGGAUUACAUUAGACAUGGAGUGGGGUUGAAAUUUGGCCAAGACAAGAUGUCUGGAGAUAUGUGAGCUGAUCAGCUCUACCUCUCUUUUAAUCAGAACCAGUGAAGGCGGUGAAGGUCCUGUGUGAGUGUCUGGAGGCAGUUGGAGGAUGGAUGGCGACUAACAGAUUGAGGUUGAAUCCUGACAAGACAGAAGUACUGUUUUGGGGGGACAGGAGGCGGGCAGGUGUGGAGGAUUCCCUGGUCCUGAAUGGGGUAACUGUGCCCCUGAAGGACCAGGUGCGCAGCCUGGGAGUCAUUUUGGACUCACAGCUGUCCAUGGAGGCACAGGUCAAAUCUGUGUCCAGGGCAGCUGUUUACCAGCUCCAUCUGGUACGUAGGCUGAGACCCUUUCUGCCUGCGGACUGUCUCGCCAGAGUGGUGCAUGCUCUGGUUAUCUCCCACUUGGACUACUGCAAUGCACUCUACGUGGGGCUACCUUUGAAGGUGACUUGGAAACUACAACUAAUCCAGAAUGCGGCAGCUAGACUGGUGACUGGGGGCGGCUGCCGAGACCAUAUAACACCGGUCUUGAAAGACCUACAUUGGCUCUCAGUACAUUUCCGAGCACAAUUCAAAGUGUUGGUGCUGACCUUUAAAGCCCUAAACGGCCUCGGUCCAGUAUACCUGAAGGAGCGUCUCCACCCCCAUCGUUCUGCCCGGACGCUGAGGUCCAGCGCUGAGGGCCUUCUGGCGGUUCCCUCAUUGCGAGAAGCAAAGCUACAGGGAACCAGGCAGAGGGCCUUCUCAGUAGUGGCGCCCGCCCUGUGGAACGCCGUUCCAGCAGAUGUCAAAGUGAUAAACAACUACCUGACAUUCAGAAGACAUCUUAAGGCUGUCUUCAGGGAAGUUUUUAACGUGUGAUAUUUUACUGUAUUUUUGGUUUCUAUGGAAGCCGCCCAGAGUGGCUGGGGAGGCCCAGCCAGAUGGGCGGGGUAUAAAUAAUAAAUUAUAUUAUUAUUAUUAUUAUUAUUAUUAUCAUCAUCAUCAUCAUCAUCUCCCAUUGUUUCUUAAAGUUUAAAAGCAGCAGUGAGGAGGGGAGGAUUUCAGCCUGGAACUGCAGUGCUGGGGAAGUGGAGCUUAACCCUUCUUCUGUGUCAUGUUCCCAAUCUAUAUUGGGCAUCCCAUUUGCUUCCUAGGGAUAAUAUUCAGCUACAGUGGUACCUCAGGUUAAGUACUUAAUUCGUUCCGGAGGUCCGUUCUUAACCUGAAACUGUACUUAACCUGAAGCACCACUUUAGCUAAUGGGGCCUCCUGCUGCAGACAUGCCGCCGGAGCACAAUUUCUGUUCUCAUCCUGAAGCAAAGUUCUUAACCUGAAGCACUAUUUCUGGGUUAGUGGAGUCUGUAACCUGAAGCGUAUGUAACCCGAGGUACCACUGUACUUGUGUGGGAUAUGCAUUUUUUCUCUCCCGUGGGGCAAAUACCUUUGGUAGGAGGGACAAGAAUGGUGCAGAGAAGAGAAUUAACCCCUUCUCUCAGUGUCAGGGCCCCAAUCCAAUCGUGCUGUUUUAAAACCACCACAAUGUCUUAUCACCUAGUUUGACCCUUAGUCUUUCACUUCCAAAUACAUGGUCUGUCAAGAGGCCCAACAAACUUUGGAUUCCAUAGCCCAUCAGUCACUGAGCAGAUGUCAUUUUGUAGCCUUUCCAAAUGGUGCCUGCAUUCUGUUGUUUGUUGGAACAUGUAGCCCCACUUAAUUCACACAGUUCAGUGGAAGUUGAGCAAGUGGAAGUUGCAUGUAUGUAUAAAUCCCACCACCGGGUGACUAAUAAUGUCACCGCAUAGAAAUUAAAGUUGCAGGUGAAACUUUGAAUGAAUGGGCUCUUGCUUCUUUCAGAACAGUGCAGUAGUAACGGAAAUUAGGAGUCCAGCAAGUGCAAGUUCUUGCUUCACAGGAGAAGCUGCACUUGCUAAACUUCUCCACGGCAGACCUUCAUAAGCUAGCAAACAUUUAUUUGUAUAGUUAAUUGAAUAAAGUUUCACUGGCUGGGACAGAAAUGCUAGGAGUGUUCUUUCUCCCUACAACGUUCAUUUUUCCAUCUAUAUAUGUUGAAAGUACUCCUUCUGACAAAGAGGCAUUUUACAGGAACAGAUAGGAGUAGAUUGCAAUCCAGAUCUAUCAGCAAUCACAACAUACCCCCCUCUGCCCUGUGGCACCAACCAAGGGCUCUGAUACAUUCACAGUUCUUCAUGUAAGCAGAAGCUGGUGCUUUCUCUUAACACUGCAAAAAUUCACAGACCUUCUUGCACAGAGCUCUGUGUACUCAGAGGAACCCUGCAGAGCAUCUAUCGGGCAUCGUUUCAAGCAAUGAGAUUUUAAUUAGAACAAGUGUUCCCAGCCCUUGCCAGCUUCCUUUAAAUCAAGGAAAAUCUUUUCCAGGGCAACACACCCAGAAUACUCUGCAGGUCACAGAGUGAUCUCACUUUUAAGUCUGGGGAUCAGCUGGCUAUCAGAAUCAUUUCCUUCUUCCCAUAGUAGAAGCUGCUUUUCUGGGAGAUAGUUGAGUGGAAUAUAAAUUGUACCCAUACCACCACCAGCUCCCAUCUAAUUGGGGCUGGGCAUGUCAGUACUUGCUUUGACCUCUGUGCCCAAGGAGGACUGGGAAUGAAGAACGAUGAGAGCCUUGAAAUCAGGGCUGAGGCCUUUGCAUGUGGCCCACGAGGCUGUUUUUGUAAAGCCAUGCCCACCUUGCCUACAUCUGAUGCCACACGUGUCAAUAUUUAUCCAGUCGUAUGAACUGAAAAUUAUUUCAGGCACAGAGAAGUAUUUUACAUCAAUGUAUUCACAAGAUUGCACAUCAGUAAUAUUACAAAUACAGUGCGGUACAUGAGCUGGAGUCAACUACAUCAAUAUUUUUAAUUAUAGUGUGAAGCAUACAGGGGCUCUAACUAGAUUUCUGAGCCCAUUGCAGUAAUAGCAAACAAAAUUAAUUAGAAAGAGAGAGCAUGUGUUGUAGUUGAAUGGUGAGAGGGAAGGUAAAUCUCAUAAGCUAGAGCUGGUUUCCCCCACUCUUUCCAUAGAAACUCUGGUGUUCAUGGAUAUUUGUCAUAUUUAGGGAGUCUCUGCUGAUUUCCCAUUGGAGCAGAAUGGAGCAACUGCAGGAAACAUUGAGGCAGAAGGUGCUGAAGGAAAAGAACUGGCAGGAAAAGGUAAUACUGGAUUUCCAGUGUCACGUUUAUUUGUUUUCUCCAACUUCAGUCAGUUGUCAGGCAAAUGUGCCCGACACUCAUUUCCUAACAGCUUCUGUUCAGCUACUCUUUCAUAUUUUUUCAUCCAAAAUUAAGGUUACUGUACAAAAAAAUACUGAUUUAUUUAUUUAAAAUGUUUAUUCCAACAUACAACUCCACAGAAACACAGGGCAGCCUAUGGCAUUUUAAAAAACAUGGUGAAUGUAAAAGCAGGAGAGGCAGGGUUAGCAUUUCUGCUUAAAGACCCAAUGCUAUAUAACGCAUGACUCAAAAUAUUCAGCUGCCAUUUUGUGUGUUCAUCACCAUAUUUGAAGCAAAAGGCAACAUUUGUCUGGGAAGGUGAGCUAGGAUCCCUUAGCUGAGACAAAACAUGUCUCAGACCCUCUGUAUCAGCCUUUGCCAGCCUGGUGCCCUCAGGUGUGGUGGGGGUUGUAGUCAAAAAAAUCUGCAGGGCAACAGGCAAACACAGCUCUAUACACUAGCGUGGGACCUCCUGAAAAUAUUAGUGCCCAACUUUCCUCCAGUUCCUAAUCUAAUACAAGCAGAACUGUGUCACCUAUUGACUGGCUAUGGAAAGUCCUGACAAUUUGUUUAUUUGUUUAAGGUAUUUAUAUAUUGCUUAGUUACUGAAGUAUCGAAGUGGCGAGUCUCCUUUUGAACUCUUUCUCACGGUGAAGAAUCUGCUGUUGGUCUCCUCCACUUCUUGCAAACCACACUGCUUGUUCAUGCAAUAAACCUCAGACAUGCUGAUAUGUUGCUUUUUAAAACCCUCUUUGAGCAGUUCACACAUGCAUCACUUGGUUACUUGCAGUUGAAUGUGUGAACUUACUCCACUGAAUGCCAUCGGGGUUUUUUGCAGGUUCUUUCUGUGGUGCCUCGUUUUCAUGUUUAUAACAAACAUACAAUGGCUCAUCUACAGACUUGAUAAUGUGAAUAAGUUCCAUAUUAGACAGCUGUUCUCUGUCUUCUAUUCAGGUGUCUGGGCUGAGGGAUCUGCAAUCUUUUGUUUCAAACAACUUCCUCAAAAGUCUACUUAUGUUCUUUACUCAUGAUUGGUCAUUAAACCCCAAGCUUUCAAUGCCAGGCUCUUAAUGUUCACAUCUUUUAUCCCAGUAGGCACAGAUUAUACACAUUCAUCAUCAUUUUAGGCUUUUAUUAAUAAAUAUAUCAAGCUGUCCUAAACAACUUAAUUUCUCACAUAUAGGAUAUAAUUUUAGCAUGAGGUCACUCUGUUUGCACCAUCAGAAUUUGUUGUGCAACUUGACAUUUAAAAUGGAUAAAGAACUAACAGAAAUAAGAGACAGCACUUAGAUUUGCUAACCAGUAUUAAAAUGUGCUGAAUGUCAAGUGUUCUGAAAAUGCUCUCAUCAGACCAAAGAGAUGUUGCUGUAUUUUUCUUGGGUCAUUGUGCCAUUACAUAGGCAUAAUGUGUUCCCUUUAUUUUUUAAAAAAAUCAAUCCACAUGUUUUGUUAAAUGGGAAAAAAUCUCUUUUAAAAUUAAGUUGCUUCAAGUGGUGUUUUGGCAUUUAAUGCAUGGAGUUAUAAAAAUGCUCUGCAAGUAGAAGAAAUCAAUUGUUGCUAUGCAACUUGAACAAGAUAAUUGAGAAAUGUCUUUCAGAAUCCUCAUUAUUAUGGUUAUUAGUUCCCCUGAUUUCAGGUGUUUGCUAAAUGGGAAACAUUUUCAUCCUGAGAGUAGUUUCCAGUGAUGUGUCAAUACUGCCAGUCAACUUUCAUUUCAGACCCCCGCUGGUAAUGUUUAAGUGUACUUCAGCCACUUCCCUGACCUGCACAUGCAACAUAUAAUAAACCCUUGUGCUGCACUUCAGCAGUGAUGAGGUCCACUUCUUUACCAGCACAGAGGUGAUGUCCUGAUAGGAAAAACACAAUUAUCCUGAUUUGUAAGCAGAAGUAUACACAGAAUGGGUGCUGCCCACACAUUUCACAGGGUUAAAAAGCCUGAUCUGGGAGUUGAGGCUGUGCUCCCCUCUUUCCCCAAAGAGAUGUCCAGCAGUACUCAAUUUGACUGGGGUUGGGGUUCUUUCUAGGUUGGGCAUCAGCCCAGCAAAAUGAGCAUAGCAGAGGGCAAGGGCACAUUUAAAAGGCAUCAAGUAUAAGCCCUGCCUGCCAAGGAACUAUUGAAGGUGCAUUUAAAGACUCCUGAUAGUCCUUUGCCGCCAUGUUCCUUUUCACCCGCGUCUUCAACUUGCUCCACAUUUGACAUUAUAUCAAGUGUGGGGAACGUGGGUAUGGCUUGCACCAAACUGCCUUGUGGGCCAAAUCUGUACAGCUGCCAGGUUGAAAGGCUGGAGCUCCCCCACUGCUUGUCUGUGCCAAAAAAUGUUGACAUUUCUCGUAAAUGUUCAUGAAGUUCUCAUAAUGAGAGCUUGAGAGUGCGCCAAGGUGUGAAUCUCUGAUUAGAAAGCUGCAAUAACGAGACCAUCCUUUUGUGUGGGCUCCAGUCAUUCUGCUAAUUUGCCUUUGAGAUAUAAUCGAAAUAAUGCUUUUCAGAGCAAGCAAAAGUUCUGGGUGUGCUCACACUUCCUUGAGCAAUGAGAAAUUCUUGAGGUUACGUUACAGAGCUUAGGUUCUGUUGGGAGAGAGGGGGAAAGAAUAGUGGAGACUAUUUUCACCUAUGCAAAUGGAAGCAAAGAGACGUGUUUAACAGUUUUUCAGAUUUCCAGAAAGAGCCCGUACUUCACCUUCCACAGGCAAAUGUCCCACCAUUCCCUCUCCCCAAAUUCGUUCUUCAGACUGGCUUCAAGCUGUUUCUGUGCAUUGCCUUCUAGCUUUGAGGGGUGUUGCAUUUUGGAGGCGAGAGUCAUCGGGGAACAAAUCCCUGAACCCAUUUAGGCAACUCCUUAGGCAAAAUCACUGUGUUAAUGAUUCACUCUUAGCAAUACAACCCACAUUCAGAUCAUCAAAACAAUAUGUUGGCAUGCACUUAAGUUCUAUUGAAAACAAUUGGAAUGGAGCUUAGACUGCAAUCAUCUGCACACUAACUGGAACCGAGCAUCAUCAAGCAAGGAGGUACUUGUUUCCAAGUAAACAUCCAUAAGAUGAGCUGGCUGUGUGAAGUUUAGAGACCAGUGGUGCAUCAGGCACUUCAGAUGGCAACGACAGCUAUCUAUAUCUGUGUGUAUUCAUACAAUAUUGCUGAUAGCUUUUAUAUUUCUCUGUGAUUAGCAUUAUAUAUAUAUUAUGGUUUUGCAUGCUUUGUAUAUUUCAUACCAAUGAAAAGUUAUAGAUAUAAAUAGAUACAUACAGGCUGUUCAUCUUGAUUAACAGAAUUUUUUACCACCCCCUUUUUCUGAAUUGGGUGCCUGUACAUUCAAUGUAAAACAAGACACGAGUUGAACAGAUACUUACUGACACCCAGGUUUUUCGCUUUCUAGAUCAAAGCUGAUAGAGCAAAGGAACAAGCUCAUCACAAAGAGGAGAUUCUCAGCCUCAAAGAGGAAGCCAGAAUGGAACUAGAAAUUGAGAAACAAAAGCAUCAAGAAUUGAUUGCAAAAUAUCAGAAAGAUCACGAUGACCAGCUACACCUUAAGGUUUUAGCAACUAGAAAUAAACUGCUUUGGGAUUUUGACAAAUGCACUGGGCAGGGGGGAAUUCACUUAAUUUCAUCAUGUAGAUCAAAUGAUACCAUGGGGCGGUUAGAUACAGUCAGGGUGUUAGACACAGACAGAGUCACAGUCUAGGUUUUGAAGAUUUAGAGCUGACAUCAAUAAACAAUCCCAGAAUCAAUAGUUAUUGUUGACAUGGGCAAGCAGCAAAAGAGUGUUUUAGUUACAGCAUGUUGCUCAAACUGGACUUGUUUAUAGAGUCAAGACGCCCAGAUUGUCAUUUCUGAGUUGUAAUCCUGUCUACAAAAUUUGAGGAAUCCCUGGGAGUCUCAGGCACACCCUUUUGCGACUCCCUUCGGACUUUUACAGAUCACAAUGUUCUUCUGUGUGACUGUGAAAUCCAUCAAUCAGAGGCAGCAGCUCUGCUGUUAAACACAUUUAUCCCACUUCAGAAAAGAAAUGAGUCAGGAACCCUCUUUCCAUUCAUUUUACUUCUUGAGCUCUGCCCCUUGAGGCUGAUACUUCGAAGAGUCCAAAGUGACUUCUAUGGUGGCUGUCCCAGGAAAACUGAUCAUGUAAACAGGGUAAUUCUCACAUGUCUAUGUGCUUGAAGUAAAUUCUGAUUAUCAAAUGGUAAAAGAAUGUGCAAUCAAUCUAAUGCAGUGUUGCAUUUUGGUAUAAGCCCAAAAUUCCUAACCCAAUUUUUAUUUUAUUGCUCUGGCUUCUCCUGUUUUGAAAAUGCAUAAAGAUCAUAUUUGGGGCCGGGAAGGGGGAAGUGAUCAAUGUUCAAUAGAGGAGAAUAUGCAGAAGGUUCCAGGGUCCAUCUCCAGUAGUGCUGGACCCAAGUAUCUUCCCAGUGAUUUUUAUAAGUUUUGGAGAGGGAAUGAACUCUCCCCCUAAUCCAGUUGGCUGGAGGUGGGGGAAAGCAAAUUCUUCACAUUUUUGUGAGGAAGAGGUGUGUCUUACCUUUUGUAUGCAAGGUGGCUAGGAGUUUCUUCCUUCUACACCUGCCACCCUCAAAAAAGGACAUUUCCUCUUCAAUGAAAGAGAAGCUGGCUGGGAAGAAGAUAGGAUUAGGGCUGCCAUAUGUCCAGAAUUUCCCGGUCAUAGCUGGGAUUCACCCAUCAGAAAUAGCGUCUGGGCGGAAUUUGCAGAAAUCGGUAAAAACGUCCAGGGAAACCUGAGCAUAUAUAGCAACUUUGCCCAAAAAACCCAACCCUCAACAACUUUUGUGUCUGAAUUUUCAUUUUUUGAAAUACAGCAACCCCAAGUAAGACCAGAAAAGUAAAGGAAGUUGAGAAGCCAUUGGCAGCCACCUCUGUAGAAGGGAACAGGCACUGUCUUCUCUCACAGCCCCCGCCAUGCCUUUGUGCCGCACUGCAGCUCACUUGGCAAGGAUCACCUCAGAAUUUCUGGAUUUGAGAAGCAGGAUCUGCUUUGCAGAGCUUGUCAUUUGUUAAGAUCAGAUUGGCAGUCACCGGGAACAGGGCCUUUUCAUUGGACAGGCUCCAUUAUGGAAUUGCCUCCCUGAGAAAAUCCAGCAGCUAACAUCCCCACUUCAUACAGAGUCUUCAGACAUGUCACAAAGGCUUGUUUGUUUGUUUGUUUGCUUGUUCUGCAAGGCUUUCUAUGAGCAAAACUUUCUAUCUCAGUGCUGACUUCUGGAUACUUAAAACUUUUCUGCUACAUUAUUUAUGGAUCUUUUUAGUUCUUUGCCAUUUAUUUUAUUCGUUUAUUGGAAAGCAAAUUAAUGAAUAAAAUAUACAACAUAAUAAAUAUUCCUUGUUCAUUCAUUUGUGAUCUGUCCUUGAACUAGUGCAGUUUGCUCUCUCUCUUGUCCUAGUGCAGUAAUACACUUACAUAAAGAACAGGCAUGCCCACACAGCUGUUUAUCGUGGACUUGGAUUUAAACAGAUAUUAUAUAUGUAUAUAGUUUUAAUUAUGUCAUGGUUUAAUUGUUUUUAAUUAUUAUUAUUUUCUAUGUUUUUUGCAAUUCUUGUUUUUAUCUUUAUCUUGAGUCCCAUUAGGAAAAAGGUGAGGCAAUAAUAAUAAUAAUAAUGCACAUUUUUUGCAUCUUCCACAAAACAUUAUCCUCAUCAAGAUGUUGUCCCGUGCCCCCACUUUAAACCAGAUAUGCCAUUCUGCUUUUCCUUUCAACAUCUAGUUUUCCCCCCCUGAAAAGGUAAAUCCUGAUUAAAUGGGGAAAUAAUACUUAAUGGCAUUUUAAGGAGGACAGUAUUGUGUGGGUCCACGGUGUAAAAUGUGCAAGCAUCAAGUCCACAAUAAACUGGAAAAACCCACCCCUUUUUAAAGAAAAAAAGGCCACACAUUUUAUCUGAAUUAUUGUUAGCACUGCUGAUUUAUGAAGUGAUGAUUUCACAUCUUUCUCCGUCUUUUGAAACCUCACUUAACCCUACUGAAAAUGUGUUUAACCAAAGGGGUGCCUUGCCAUCACGCCUUGCAAACCAAUGAAUGUCAUUAUUUGUCUUUCAGAUACCUGCAUUGAUAUCAAGUGCCACGAAUAGCCUGAAGAUGGAAGUGGGCACCCUUGAAAAGAAGCUCUGUGAAGCCCAGAUCAAGCUUACAGAGAAGCACCGAGAGAGAGAGGAGGAAUGGCAAAGUUUAAAAAAACAAGUUGCCGUGCUUGAGCUCCAGCUGCAGGAGGAACAGAGCGCCCAUCAUUCAGUGACAGAAGACAUGAGAGAAGAAAUAAAGAAGAAAACUUAUGAGCUGGAAAAACUGACUCAAGAGCAAACGCAGUUGAUUCAGAAAAUGAAUCAGGUUCAAGAGGAGGUAUGAAUUCAACCAGGGUUCACAAUUGAAUGUCUCAUCUCUUAAGUCCUUUACAUGCCUUGUCUUGGUUGAGACCUAACCAUCCUAGUCCAACAAACUUGGGAGCAAGCCAUGAAUCUGCACAGUCUUUCUUCCCCAACCUUUUCCUCCUCUCUUGUGCACCUUCCUGGUUGCUUAAUGUGUACAUGGUCAUCCAUGACAUCAGAGCCAAAAACUAGAAUAUCUAACCAAGAUCAACUUGCGUUUUGAUGUCCUGGUAUGUAGGGAUCUUUCAAAACACAGUUUCCCGGUUUGGACAUCAUGAGAAACUGUGUUAAGAAAUAAGGAAGUGUUCAGUUAAGACACAAUGGAAGAGAUGGAGGGAUCAUCAGGCACAGAGCUUGUUCCUGGUUGAACAAACAGUGGUUUGUUGCAUUAGGAUUGUUAAGCCCAUUAUGUUGAACAUGUGGAAGAGGGGAGUGGGGUUGCACAUACUGACCUAGCUCCCAAAUUCUACAUGCUCAUUUCACUGUCUGCAUCAGUGUAGUAGGGUUCUCUCCGCGUCCUCCAAUACUUAAGAAACCCGCUUUCCCAGAAAGCCCUACAUGUAUACCAUAGUACAUGCAUAAGUUAUUUGCUGGGAGGAGCGCAGAGAGAAGAAAUACCAUAGUGCAUCUCUAGCAGCACAACCGGAUGCCUUCAUCUGCCCUAGCUACAACAAAACAUGUCUCUCCCAUAUUGGUCUCUACAGCCACAGCAGACACUGUAACCUUCCAACAGUUUGUUUUCACCCACAAAGACGCACUCCUCCAUUAUCUCCCAAGACAGAUGGAUGCCAACCAAGUUGUUUGCAGACAGUCAGGCACAGGGAAGUCUAGAGCAGGGACACUGCACAAUGCUGUUGACUUUCAUAUGUUCAGAGCAACAUGCAAAAAGUUAUCAUUGCUCAUCACUUGAAAGCACCCAUAGCUGUCUGAUCAGAACUGGCUCCACUGAUAAGUGUCAUGUCAGACGAAACAAAAUUUUUGGAAGAGGUACAUCUUUGUGUAGCAUUUGAGCUGCAGUGACUUUCACACAUUUGAGUGUUGCUGCCAUCAAGUGAUGAGCCAUUGUGUGUGAACUCAUCCCUCGAGCAUGUCUGGUUUGCAGGAUACAACCAGGAAUAUAGGGAAUUGAACCAAGCCCAAGAGUAUGAGGAUCUAAGGAAACCUUUCUCUUGGGACAUAUUCAUGGAAUUUUAUCAGCCCGUAGAAACAGCAACAAUGAUGCAGGAAAAUGCAUGGCAACAUCAUUCCUGAAUGAGUGUAGUCUGGCCCCAGGGUGAAGGCAUCCUUUGUGGUAGCAGUGUCAGGGCCGCAGAUUGACCAAGGUUGUCCCAUUCUGCGCAUGACCCUCAACAGAAGCUGUGUCCACAUUUCUCCCUGCUCCCGCUUCUCUUCCAACAAAGAGCACAUAUCCUUUUGAAGUCUCCAGGGAGUUCUCUGCUAGCCGCAGACAAAGCGCCCCAGACACAAUAAAAGUGCCCUGUGAAAUGUAGCUGUCAAGUUCAGUCAGACUGUGGUAGUGACCUUGAAUCUUGCAAAAUAUAGUAGGAAUAGUAGUACAUAGGCCAGAACAAGACAUUCUGAAAUAGAAUAUGCCAAAAUAGAAUAAACCCCAAAGACUCAGCUGCGUGUAGGAAUUACGAGCCAGAUGUCAAAAAUUAUCAAUCCAAAUGGGACGUGCUAAUUUUCCUUGUGACAACUGAUUGGAUUACUUAUUAAAAGUAAUUUGUACCCCAGUUUUCGGUUUUUAAAAAUGCCCAAGGUAGCUUAUAAUAAAAUAAUUAAACAGUGGAAAAAUCAAAACACUAAUACACCCCAAAAGAGGCUAAGAACUGGGAGGUUUCUUUAAAAAAGAUUUAAAUAGCUCAGAUUCCUGAGAGUAUGAAACAUUUGAGAAGCCAAACACCAAAAUCAAAAAGAGUUCAGAAAAUGGCAGCCAUCUGAGAUCAGGCAAGAUAAGCCUAUGCAGGGACAUAGGCCAUCUCAGGGUGAUUACAUCCCUUUCUACAAAUUCAUGCCAUAUUUUGGAAAGGGUACUGCAGAUAAGGCAACCUAAGGGCCAAACAAGACAAUAUUAAUGUCUCUAGCCCUUACGUGAAUAAGCCCUUUUCUAAAACAUGAAUAGCCAGCAUGGAUGCAAAGGGGCAAUUCAGAUAGGGACCGUAGUGAGAUCCUCUGCCACAGUACUGAUCAAUGGAUAGAAACAAAAAUCAGGUAUGGGAAACCUGUGGCCCUACAGAUGUUGUUGGACUCCAACUCCCAUCAGCCCCAGCUAGGAUGGCCAAUGGCCAGCCAGGAUGGGAGUUGUAGUCCAACAACAACUGGAGGACCACAGUUUCAUCCUCCUUGUCCUAGGGGAAAGAGAUGCAAGCAUGAGGGUUAGGUUUUGUCCUUUUGUUUUGGUAAAAUGAUGGCAUGUUUUGCUAAAUCUCCACAAUCCAAAUAUUUCCCUUUGUGUGGCAUUAGAACGAAGGUAGACAGGUGCAAGCUACACCUGCUGAAAUUUCCUCUUCUGUAUAACUGUUAAUGGUGUAGACCAUCCUAAUGAUGUUCUGCAGUCAAUAAGAGAGCAAGUCCUUGAUUCACAUCUCUUUAAAAAAACACACCAAAAUUUUGCUAAAUACAAUAUCAAAUUGAGAGCAAACAUAAACAGAUACAACUAGGCCAUAUGGUACUGAACCAUGUGAGUUUGGGUAGCUUUUUAGGUCAUCAUAAAACUCUGCCACUAAAAUAAAUAUGUUUAUCUCUGAGACUGUACCAUAUGCCCCCCUGUCUCCCACUGAAAGGUGGAAAAGUUGAGCCAUUCAAAUAGACAUUUGUAACCAGAGGCUGUUAAGUUUUAUUUCUUGCCCCAAACUUUCUUGACCUUGCUUGCAGGGUGGGAGCCAGUCAAUUUUGGGGUAUUGAUGAAAGAGUGAAUAUAUCACCUUUAAAUAUUUUAGUACCACCUUUGCUUUUAAAUAUUUUUAAAUUGCUUGAUGUGAUUUCGUCUCUCUCAACAAGGUCUUAUUUUGGAUUCAUACUAAAAUAAGACCUCAUUAUUCAGAUUCAGAUUGAAAUAGGACUACUAAUGAAAUCAGACUGAGCUCAUAAUUUAGAAUCAGAUCCUUCACAAUGUCCUUGACUCUGUUGGGGUUUGUUUGCUUUUAAUUCUUUAUAAAAUGCAAAACCAUCUAACACUUUUCCAGCCCUUAAUUCUCAGUGGUUAUUGCAUGCCAAGGCCCCAUGACCCACAUUUCCCUAGUAGAUAAUAAACACAUGUACACAAGUAUUUUGGCUUAUGGGUUCAAAUAGGCCACAAUUUUAUUGGUUACAGAUGUGAGUGAUUUGGCUUAGGCAUUGGGUGAAGCCAGGCUGUAUUUCGACUCCCACCUGUCUGCAGGGAGUCCAGCUAAGAGUAAACCACCAAUAAGAGGAGCCCUAUAACUUACAUCAAAUGGGGGCACCCCAAGGGGUCCCCAUAGGGGUCAUGGCAUGGUCCUAGCCCACGUCCGGGCAUCGGACAGAAGCCACAUCCUUGGAUCCAUUUAAAGAUGAGCGGUCUUGCUGCAAUGAAGGUGAAGGUAGACGUGUGUGUUAAAAAAAUUCCAACUCACUCCUUCCAAGGGCUUGAGGCACAUAGACAUCGCCAAAGAAAUUUCUGAACCAUGUGAUCUUCCGGGGGGGGGGGGCGGAUAUAUGGCCUUUGCAGUUCUGUUGUCAGCAAAUCUAAGUGCUAUACAGUUGCUGGAAAAGGCAUCCAACUGACAUUCAGUUCAAUGUGGCUUGCACAGUAUAAUUCUUAAUGCUGGGUUACGCACUAUAACUCAGGAAAAAGGGUUUUGCUCCAUUUAUUAACUUAAAUGCAGCUUGAAUAUCUAGUAUCAUUGUGGAUAUUUUCCUCUACCAUUAUCAUCCUUUUCUCAUUUAACCUUAACCGCAAUUCUGUUGAGAAAAGUGGUUGAAAAUAAAAUGGACAACUCAAGGCAGAUUUAUAAAAUUAUGAAUGGUAUAGACAUAAUUUGUCUUGUUUAUUUUUUGUUUAUUUAAUUUACAGACAAUUUAGAGAGAGUGUGUGUAUGAAUGACACACACAAACAUAUACACACACACAAUAAGUACAAUGGUACCUUGGUUUAUGAACUUAAUCCAUUCCGUAAGUCCUUUCUUAAACCAAAGCAUUCUUAAAACAAGGCAUGCUUUCCCAUAGCAGCGGGGGACUCAAUUUAAAAAUGGAACACACUCAACAGGAAGCGGAACGUGUUUUUAUUCCAAGGCAAAGUUCACAAAUCAAAACACCUACUUUCGGGUUUGCAGCAUUCUUAAUCCAGGUUGUUCAUAAACUAAGCUGUUCUUAAACCAAGGUACCACUGUACAAUAAAAACCAUGUCAAAUAAUUUACACAAGAGAACAAAUGUACAAAGAAUAUCCAUAUAGAUAAAACCAGAGAGCAUUAAGAAGGCAACAUAAUGAAGAUUAUUCAAGCAAUAUAGCACACAUUCAUGCAACUUGCCAAUCUCACUCAGCAGUCCACACGGCCACCAGAACCUUUCACUGCCUCAUACAUUUUGUCUUAUCGACCAGCCACUCAAACAUAAACUACUCACACUCAACAAUAUCACAACUCGCAUACAAAGGAUUCUGCCAAGGACCAUAUAACACUGGUGCAUUUGCUCUCAGUACAUUUCCGAGCACAAUUCAAAGUGUUGGUAUUAACCUUUAAAGCCCUAAACAGCCUCAGUCCUGUAUACCUGAAGGACCGCCUCCAACCCCACUGUUCACCCCGGACACUGAUGUCUAGCUCUGAGGGCCUUCUGGAGGUACAGGGAACCAGGCAGAGGGCCUUCUUGGUAGUGGCAUCCACCCUGUGGAACGCCCUCCCAUCAGAUGUCAAGGAAAUAAACAACUAUUUGAUUUUUAGAAGACAUCUGAAGGCAGCCCUGUAUAGAGAAGCUUUUAAUGUUUGAUGUUUUAUUGAAUUUUAAAUAUUUUGUUGGGAACCACUCAGAGGGGCUGAGGCAACCCAUUCAGAUGGGUGGCAUAUAAAUAAAAUUGUUGUCUUUCCCUUGAUUGGGACACUAUACAUCAGUUAGAAUAGCAUUAGCUUUUUUGCUACUGCAUCACAGUGUUGACUCCUGUUAUUUUUAUGGUCUACUAAGACCCCUAGAUCCUUUCCACAUGUACUACUGGAAAGCCAGGUCCGCCCCCCCCCAAUCUUAUAUUUGUGCAGCUGGUUCUUCUUGCCUAAGUUACCUUUUGACUAUGUGGUUUUUUUGUAUAUUUGGUAUUUUUAAAAAUGAACAGUGGUAUAUAGUAUUUUAAUCAAGUUGUAUCCAGGGUCAGUUUUGUGUCUAGCCAAAGAACCAAGUGGAGCAAGCAUUUCCAAAAAAGCAAACAUCUUUUGAAGCUGAGGUGAGUUUCAAAAGCAGUUUGUGAUGCGUCAUGGCACUCUGCACUGUUCAAAGGAAAGACUGUUUUAGAGAGCCCUGAGCGCAUCUGAACUCUAAAGUACCUCUCUGCAUCCCAGGCACAGAUGUUCUGUCACCACACCCAAGGCAGAAGAACGCGGCAGCCAAUACUUUUACUGACAUGAAUACGUUGCUUAUCUGUUUUCAAGCGUUUCAGCACAUAAUGCGUAGUCGCCUGUGCACUCUGUUCCUUGAGUCCUCUACGUUUUAAGAAGAAAGCACGCAAUAUUUAUACCUUUUCUUUUUGUCUUCCCUGACAAAUGCCUUAUGAAAUAUGUCUUUCUUUAUGCUCGCAGAAUGCUCUUCUCCAGGACACAGUGCGCAGGGAGUGUGAGGAACGGUAUGAGCUCACCGAAGCCUUGGCUCAAGCCAAAGAACAAGUCGUGGAGCUAAAGAAACUCGGUGGAAACUUCCAAUUGUCACAGUGUUCUCUCAGUCAGGGCAGCCUAACCUCCGCUGCAUUGGUCAGCAAUCACAGGCAGAGGAGCCCAAACUGUGGGAAAGGAAUAACAUUCUCGGGACACUGUGGGAUUUCAAGAGCCACUAAAGCACCACUCUCGAAUAGGUACAAAAGCGGCAUGAACGCAAGCUUGCCUGCUCUGCCUGCGCUGCAGUCCCCAAGCAGAAAAACAUCUCUAGAUGAAUCCAGGAAGAGAAUCACAGCAGUUCUAAAAAGACAGAUGAGUGAGCUGUGAUGAGUCAAGGACUGCACUCUCUCUCUCUCUCUCUCUCUUUCUCUUUUAUCGAGAAGAGUCAGGGAAAAAAACAGUGGCAUAGGUCAUUAGGCCACCUCAGUGUGGCCCACAGGGGAAAAUACCAGAUUUUACUGUCGGGCAAUUAGCAUGUUUCUAACGCUGAGUGUUGUUUUAUAUACAAGCAACAUCAAAUUAAGCUAAGCAGUGGUUUUUAAUCUCACACAUGUUUAUGUUGUAUACUGAAAUCAUGAAUCGGCAUUUUGCUUAGUAAAUGCUGGUGACUUAGGUCUGGUUCUGACUAAAGUAGCAAUCUUGUGUAUGGGCUUCUGCCUGCAGAUGGGGCUUCACGUAAAGGAUAAACUGAAGAGCAGGGUGGAAAUAUUUCCCUACAGCAAAGUAGAUGUCAGGGGUGUCAAGCCUAGCCUUGUCCCUGCAUGUAGAAAACUAGUGUGGCAAGGAGAAGACUGGGCUAAAACAUUUGUGUGUGUACAGGAUAUGUAUUCAGUCUGAAGUGGUACGAUGCAGACUCAGAUAUAGCACGUCAAUGAGAAUGAGGCCUCUCUACAACAGGUGUAGAGGAUAUAGUAAAUUGAUUAAAGUAUUUCACACCUACACUAUCCUGAAGUGGUAUUUUUCACACUGCGUGCCUCUGUUGUUAAAAAGUUAAUAAAAACAUGCAAAAUUUUCCCCCACCUCACAA